AUGAAUGACCCAAAACCAGACACAAAGACUGACCAAAGAGGCGACUCAAAGGGUAGCUCCAAAGGAGACCAAAAGACUGAUCACAAGGGUGACCAAAAGGCUGACCAGAAGCCCAGCCCAAGGGCCUCCCCAGUGAAAAGUGUAGACUAUGCACAAAUCAAAGCCAAGGCACCAAGAGUUCUGGCAGACAUGGUACAAAUGCUUAUCCUUUGGCGGAAAAUGGGCUUCCAUGUGCCACGAGGGGUCAAGAAUAUCUUUGAGUUUACAUGGGAUGAGCUCCUGGUGACACCACCGAGAAAAUCAUUUGCUGGUUUAUAUUGUCCUGUGGUCAAGUUUGCUUCCACGGAGGACGCUGAUAUUUCCUCCACUCCUACUUCAAGAGCUCAGAAGGUGGGUCCAACACCCUCAAGGUUAAAAGCGAAUUAUGUGACCCCUUCAUCUGAAGACCAACAGAUGCUUCUCAAAUUCCAAAAACGGUCUGUCCAUCUCCUCACUGAACUCUUGAAGAUGAAGAUGAAACUAAUGAUUGAAGCAGCUGCUGGUGAGAUCAUCUAAACUAAGUGUUCCUGCCAGCUUCGAUUUACACAUAGAAUUUAGUAAUCUCUUUGGAAAUCCUGAACCUUAUCAGACAAGUAGGCACCAUCCUCCAGGAUGAAACUGAGUGUUGUGGAAGGCAGCACAUAUCUGUCAUGUGCUUACCAGUACAUGCUAUGGUCCCUGCAGUUGGAAACACCAAAAACCAGGGUUCCUGGUGAUGUGGAUUAUUGCCUUCUCAUGUACCCUUGUGUGAAUGUAGGCACAUUGCAAAUAUCUGAUUGAACAUGUGUGUUGCAUGGGCAGACCCUGUCACCUUUUGUCUUAUAUUUGAGUGUACAGGAUGAAAUCUGUAAGAUCUGAGUUGGGCUGAGCUAGCACUCAGAGGCUGAGUUAGCAUUCAUGAAUUAUAUGCAAUUUUUUGACAUGGGACUGUAAAGAGGCCAGAUUUGUUUGGGCUAGUGCUUUCAUUCUUGCUUUGAGGUUCUAGGUUCAAUCUCUGGCUUCUCCCACUAAUAAUAACAAGUGCUUGGUAAUAAUAACAGAAACCUUGGGAAACUGCUUCCAAUUAAACAACACCAAGGUAGUGGGACCAAUGGUUUCACUCAGCAGCAUUUUUUAUCUGCAGUUAAUCACACUGGUUAAUGGGAAAUUACAUUCCGCUGCCGCUAUGAACACACACUUUUCUUAUUUUAUGCAUGGUAGCUGCUUUAAUAUCUAUGUCUAUCUAAAUGUACACCCCAAUUGUUCAAAUAUUACCUUUAAUUUCUAACCAUCAUGUCUCCUUCCCAGGCCCCAGUGUUGAGGAGAUUGCAAGGAGGUUUUUGGAAGGUGGCCAAAAUCUGAUCCCGAAAACACGUGAAGAUGCAGCUGAAUUCACACCCAAAGAACCUAGGAGGAGAGGUUGGGGAAGAAACAGUGUUGUCAGGUGUUUGGACCCUGUGAUAGCACCACUCCAUUAACUGUUUAUACUCUAGUCUCCUUUGCAGCUGGAAAUGCUUUUGUUCCCAGGAGUUUUGCAUGUGCCAAGAAGAUGGGCCAACGAGUGGGUAUGGUAGCAAGAACACUUGGGCUGAGGCCUUGGUGUAUUCAUGCACCAGAACAAGAUGUGAAUGAGGUGGCAGAGUCCAGGCCAGCAUAUUUUAUUCUUACGUUAUUUUAUUCUUAUUUAUUACUGUAUUUUUUGCUCCAUAACACUCACUUUUUUUCUCCUAGAAAGUAAGGGGAAAUGUCUGUGCGUGUUAUGGAGCGAAUGCCUACGGAUGGUGGGGGGACCUGCUGCAGUCGUGAGCAGAGGAUCCAUGGUUCCCCUUCCUUCCCUCCUCCAUGGCUCACUUUGAAACAGCAAAGUGGGAGAAGAGCCACUGAGUGGGGAGGAGAGAGGGACAGAGAGCCUGCUUGCUUUAAAGGAGCAAAGAGGGAGAGGAGAGGAGCCGCUUACACGUGUAAGCGGCUCCUGUCCGGUUGGCUCCUUUAAAGCAAGCAGGCUCUCUGUCCCUUUCUCCUCCCCACUCAGCUGGCUAAAUAGCAGCAAAGUUUUUCAGUGAGCCGGGGAGGAGGGAGAGAAGCAGAGCCUGCUUGCUUCUCCUCUUAUACCCCUCUUCUGCAUUAUUAACAGCAUCCUUCUCCACCCACCCCACGCGUGUUCCUUGUCCCUUGAGUGCUUUUCCUUCCCUCCCCACUUAAAACGUGGUUACAAAGCACGGAUCCACAUGGAUCCUCAGGAUUUUUGCACUGGGUCACCCCAAAUUCACCAUCAGAUCACAUAGCAUGUCCAUGGCUACAGCUUGCACCCAAAAAAUCACGCACCCACUGUUGCCUGGGGCCGCAGUGGUGCAAAAACGUGGUUACAAAGCAUGGAUCCACAUGGAUCCUCAGGAUUUUUCCAUUGGGCUACCUCAAACUCACCGUCAGAUCACAUGUCUGUGGCCACAGCAUGAACCACAAAAAUCAUACAUCCACUGUUUCGUUUAGAAUAUUUUUUUUCUUGUUUUCCUCCUCUAAAAUCUAUGUGCGUGUUAUGGUUGGGUGCGUGUUAUAGAGCGAAAAAUACGGUAAUUUAUAUAUAUACUACUUACAUGCCAAAAUGGCUUCCUAAGCAGCCUACAAGAACAAAAUCAAUUAUAAAAUAUCCACUCACAAUUGAAAUGCGUGAUAGAACAAUUCCACGAUCUAACUGGAUUGUUAAACCACUCUGAGAAUUGUAGCUCUGUGAGGAGAAUGAGGAUCUCCUAAUAACUUUCUGCACCCUUAACAGUUUUAUUUUGCAGUGUGUGAAGAUGUACUUUGUUUUGUGUGAGUUGAAUCUUCCAACAUUCAGCUUUACUGAACGCUCCUGAGUUCGUAUGUUAGGAGAGGGAGAAGAACCUUUCUCUUUCCAUUUUCUGUACAUACAUAAUUUCUAUCAUGUCUCUGCUCUGAACUAAAAAGCCCCAAACAUUGUAAGCUUUUCUCCUGAAGCAGCUGCUCCAUCAGGCUGCCCAUUUUGGUUGCCAUUUCAGGUUUUCUUCACAGAUGUGGUACCUCUGAGGUAUUUUACUUCCUGCUCUCCAGAGUGUUUUCAUUUUUAAAACAAUCUGAAAUUGAAAGGAAUUCUUAACUCAUCAGUUUGUGUUUUAUUGCCGCAGGACGUGGUAUGGCACCAAUACUUCCAGCGAUUCCUAUUUCUUCCACCACCCAGCUUAUACAGCAAAUGUCAAUGAACUGUCUUUGCUUUCAGUUGUCUAUGAAAGACACCAAGCAGCAAAAGAGCACAGGUAGAUACAAUUUCUAGAAAAUCAGAGAAUACUAAAUGCUCCGUAGGGCAGAGUUUCCACAGAUGCUAUGGGAGCCCAUGUUGCAAUGCUGUUGCUGUGUUAGCCCUUGUAGAUACUGGUAGCAUUUUGCAUUUGACUUUACUGCUGGAGGAGCACAGGAUCAUGACUAUAAUAUGCCAACAUAACCAUGGUGUAGCAGUCAUUAGUGUAACUGGGCUAUUGAGCUGGUACAGUAGGGCUAUCCACUUGGCUAUUUACCUAUAAACAAACAGAGAGGUUGUGUGUGUGUGUGUGUGUGUGUGUGUGAGAGAGAGAGAGAGAGAGAGAGAGAGAGAGAUUUACUGGUGAGUGCAAAGAAUUUAAUAAUGAAUUUUGACUUCCAGUUUUGAUAAAGUGAUGUGAAGUAUAAUGUACAAAAGGCUAUUUGCAACUUACAAAAACACCAUGUGGAAAUGUCAAAAGUAUCCAGUAGGCUGUACUGAAUAAAAUUUAAUAUUUGACGGAUUUACAGGAAGACUUUAGGAGAGCUCUUUCCAUAUAUAUAUAUAUAUAUAUAUAUAUAUAUAUAUAUAUAUAUGUUUGUUUUCCAGGUAAAGCUUAUGAUGAGAGACUUGACCCAUGUCCUGAAGCUAGGGAGUUGCUCCGAGAAAUUUGCCGGACUAUGUAAGCAUCUUCAAAUGUUUAGGAUACAACACACCUUUAUAGGGUAAUCUCAUGGGUUAUUUUAAUAGGUCGAAAGCUCAGCGCGCAACCCCACAUCUGCGGUGGGAUGAUAUGUAGACAGAUGUUUUAUAUAGAGUCCAUCUAGGCGUCUAUUUGGUUCUCUGGUUGGCAGUAGCUCUCCAGAGUCUCAGGAACUGGCCUUUCCUUACCCUGCACCAUGAGAGACUUACUUGAAGAGGACAGGGAUUGAUCAGUGGGUUUUAUACAUACAAAAAUGGGGAUUUUCACCGGUAGCCAACAAUGUUUUUAGACCCACCACAGCCCAACUGUAGCUCAAACCUAACUCAAACUUAGCUCAAAACAUUUCGGCCAUUACUGACUCUGGAAUGAAUGGUCUUAGGGCUACCUCAUCUUUAGAUGGAAAUGUGUAUUACUCAGUUAGGCCCCAUCCACACCACUAGUUACCAAGUGCAGUAAUGCAUCUGAAUACCAGUUGCUGGACAGCACAGAAGGCGAGAGUGCAUUUGUGCUGGGUUCCUACUUGAGGGUUUCCCACAGCCAUCUGGUUGGCCACUAUGAGAACAGUAUCCUGGACUAGAUGGGCCCGUGGCCUGAUCUAGCAGGUGGUUCUUAUGUUCACUUGCAUUCCACUUAAACAGUCACAGGCCUCAUGCCUUCCCUCAAAGGAUAUUGGGAAGUGUAGUUUGUUAAGGGUGCCCAGAGCUGUUAGGAGACCCGUUUCCCUCACAGAGCUACAGUUCCCAGAGUUCACUCAUAAAAGUCUUUGGCUGUUAAACCCUUCUGGGAAUUGUAGCUCUGUGAGGGGAACAGGGUCUCCUAACCACCUUCAGCACCCUUAACAAACUACAUUUUCCAGGAUUCUUUGUGGGGAGUCAUGAGUGAUAAAGUGGUAUGAUAGUGCUUUAAAUGUAUUGUGUGGAUGUUGCCUUUUCUUGAAAAUGUAGCCAGCCAGCCCUGCUGUGUUGGGGCCCCCUCCUGCUCAUUCCUUUCAGACUCCCUCUCCCAAGUGGCACUUAUGUAUGUGUGAAUUAAUUCUAAGUUUCAGCCCCUUUCGUUUAUUUUACUCUGUAAAGUUGCUGGCAGCCCGAACAUGAGAGCUAUUGAAAAAAAUUAUCCUGAGAAUGACAUCAAUUUGUUUUUGUUUUAUUAUGUAUUUUGUGAUUUCAUUUUGUAUUUUUAUCCCCCCCCCCUCGCCCCGUGAUCUUUGGAUGAAAGGUGGUAAACUAACUAACUAACUAACUAACUAAAAAAACCUACUGAAGUUCCAACUCUGCUGACACACAGGUGUCUAAUAAGAGACACUGCUGUUGUUUCUGUUCCUUUUAGAGCGGAAGAGAGGAAUGCAGCCAUAACAAAAGGCCAUACGAGGCCCCUAAUCCUGAGAAAUUACAUGACAAUCCACAGAUCACCAUCUCAGGCCUUGAAAAGGGCUUCAGUGUCCCUAAUAGCUACCGAGGUCCGUCGUAUGAAAGGGAAGAAGUUCUUCUUUUCCUUUCCUGAUGGAACAUCCCUGAUGUUGUAUCCUUAGGAAUGUAUGGGGAACGAGUUUGGGAAAUAGGAUUGGUGGUUGUUCUUUUCCAUCCCUACUGUACAGGGAUUAGGCUUCUUCUGAGUGCAGCUACAAAAUUCAGUGUGGCUUCUUGAUUAGCAGUUUUUUCAGACUUUUAAUGGGUCUAGACUGUUCAGUUUAUCUCUGUAAGCCAAACCUCCUGUGCUGGAGUGGAAUAUUUACAGGUCAGCUGAUUGUGGGGCUUGCUGCAAAGAACUGCACCGGGCGUGAUGCACUGGGCUUUGCAAGGGCCACUGACCAGCUGAUCAGCGGUGCUUGCUUUGGCACAUUACAUCUUAACCUGCUCCACACAUGACACCACUGUUUUUGACAUCAGGCACAGGGUAGGUGGACAUGGCUUGGCCUCGCAGGACAAAUGGGGCAGGGCUUCCUUCAAAGAGUGAUGGGGGAAGCCAGUGGAGGCUGCUUCAUUAGGUCCAGUGAGGCGGUGCCCCACCAACCUGAGUCUGCCCUUGUUUGCUUGCCUUGUUACAAUCAAUGAGUCAGGAGCGGCUCUGCCUGUCAUUGUCUCUAGUGCCACCUGCUGUUGGUCUCCUUGCCUUCUACCCUACCAGCACCAAUAGGCACCAGGCACCACUUGGGGGGGAACCCAGAGUAGAUUUGGCGGUGGGGGCUGCACAAAGGGGGAGGGAAGAGGGGAUUUCAUUGCACUUGUGGAUGUAAGGAUGCAAAUGAGUGAAUGGAAGAAAAGAUGCAGCAAAGUGUGCCCAUUCCAGUUCUGAAAUUAAUUUGAGAUUCCUAAUGAAGUUGGCAUCUGAGAGCUGUAGAAUUUAGGACAGAGCAAACCCACAGAAUGAGAAACUAUCAGAAAUCCCCUCAUCCCUGUUGUGUGAGGGCUUGCAGAGGACACGGACUCACUUUCUGUGGGAUGUCACUUUACCGUACCCCAAAUCUGAGGGCAGGAAAAGAGGUCAGAGGAGAGAGCCUUAAUGAGAUCUACAGCCACACUCCAAGAAUCUCUCCCCCCCCCCAAAUGCCAGCCAAAUAAUGGCUGCACUGUAGCCUUCUAAGAUCAGUAGCUAAGGGAGCAAUGGCACAAAAAAUCAAGGGGGUGAUGUAAUUCAAGUACUGGUAGCUUAGCUGGUGCUGCUGAAGCCUCUCUGCUUGCAUUGCAAGAGCAUAGAGCUAAGCUAUUUCAAAUCCUUUGCACUCUUGCUUUCUCUUCUCUCCUUCCCUCCCCAAACUUCCUUGACAGCCCCUUGGCUGCAGUUCAUUUGGAGUUGUUUCACAGAAGCACAUGCUCCAUUUGAUCUUUCCACCAAACUGGGAAUUAAGAAUGAAAGACUCUGACAGUGCAGGCUUUCAGAUCAGUUCUGUAGUUCAAUUGACUCCAUUUGUCAGUCUCCGUUUUCUAACACAGUGCGUUAAACACAAAAGCCUCAUUUUGAGACCUUUACAUACCCCCUUUUUUCUAGCCGAUCACUUUGGCUAAUAGAUUCUUUUCCUUGCUGCGGUGCUUAUGAACAUGUCGGGGAAAUAACUCCUCUGAGGCAGAUUGCUUCACAGACAGAGGCACCUUAUGCUCCAUCAGACACUCAGAAGCCUUGAAUAAAACUUCACUACUGGCAGUUUGGCAACGAUCUGCGUAUGAAAAUGAUACAAGAAGGCAAAAAGCCCUAGAAUGAUGAGGACAAUGAUUUCAGAUAUAGAGUACGCACUUGCUAAUCUCCCUUCAUGGGGAAAGCUAGUGCAUCAGAGGAGGCUAAUUAAUUGUGUUAGUUUUGCACUUGCAGGGACUUUAAAGUGAUUCCUCCCCGCCCGCCCCGUGCCCUCCCCCCCCCCACUACCAGGCCAUGGGCAAAAGUCUAGGGUGAAUCAGUUGCAGGAAACAAGGAGCUGGUUAGAGGAGGAAGCCAGUAGUCAGGACGCAAGAGUAAAUCAGAACCAUAGACCUUAUAAUUCAGAGAUAUGCCCAGUGUGGUUUUUUUUCUAGGAGUGCUCAAGGGCACGUAGUACUAUCCCCCCCCUCCAACAUUAAAAGUGUGCAGUUACUGUAACAACUUCAUGGUGAGUGCCAACACCUUAUUUAUUUUUUAUUUUAUUUUAUUUUAUUUUAUUUUAUUUUAUUUUAUUUUAUUUUAUUUUAUUUUAAAAGCACUGGAUAUGACCUUAGUAUUAAGAAGCUGGUACUUUGAGGACUUGCCUUAAGGCAGUUCCUACAGUUUGUUGCUCAAGUUCGUCUUAGUUGUAACACUGAAAACAGCCCUCAUCAAAGAUCCAGCUGAGUGAACUUGUAAUAAUACAAGUUCCCACAACGGAUAACUAGAUAAAUGCAUUUCUUUUCUUUUUCUUUCUAAAAAAGUGUGAUAUUACUUGACCCAUGUCAAAGUUACCCAUCAGGAAGUGUUGCCGUCUACCAGUUUCCCAUAUGCUGUGUAGGAAAAACCAUCACCCUUCUGUUUCAGGAUGCUCCUAGUCAAACGCUUCUAGGUACAAUUACGUCUCAGGGCCAUUCGUGGAUACGCUAUUGCUUUAAGGCCAGGUGAGUGUCACUUAUUGGUCAGGGGUUGGUGCGGGAAAAAGUGCAACAGCUGAGUACCCAGUGGAUUCUGGGUACUGAUGUUAGAUGGGCCAUUGGCCUGAUCCAGUAGGACUCUCCUUAUUUCCAAAUGUCUAAACAAGAAGGGAGCAGCACCUUCAAAACAGUGGUGAAAGCAUACUGAGAGAUUACUUUUUUAAAAAACCAACAACCCACAUUGAAUUAUACUGACCUUGGCUCAGUUGUUCACAACUGGCACUGGCAUUGCUUCUGCUUACCUAGAAAAGUCUUGAGGCUGUGCAGGUGAAUGGGUGGGGCUGACACUGCUGAUCUGGCACUCUCACUGGUGCACAUGCAUGCCCCGACGUCACUACUGCUCCACCACAUGGGCAUCACUGCUUAGGCCAAAAAGGAUGGGCACCACCAGAAAGGUCGCAAAUGUGCAUAUAAUUUACACAUUUAUAGAUGUGAAUUUAGAACUCUUUACUAUAAUUUACUAUAAUCAGUCCUCCAGACAUUGUUGGACUCCAGCGCUAACUGGCUCCAGUCUCCAUGGCCAAUGAUCAGGGAUGGUGGAGGUUGUAGUAUAACAACAUCUGGAGGUGCACAUGUUAGCCACAAUCCAUCUCACCAUAGUGGGCGAGGCUGUGGCCAGCUCACCUGGGUGCCUGCUCAGACUGCUAUUCAGGGGCUCACUGCUGAUGGGUAGUUUCAAGGCUGCUGCUCUCCCUUCUUAUGGCUUGCUUUUCUUUAAACUGGACUUGAACCAAACGGCCCAAACAGAAGACUACUUUUAGUUGAGGACCGUCAUCCUGUGAAAGCCCUUCAAAGAGAGGACUGUCCUCUGUAAAGUAGCACACAUGGGUACCGUAAUCCUGACCCAAGCCAUGCUCAUCUAGAGCAAGCUGUUUAUAUUGAUAGCUUUACCUGCACAUGUCUCAUAGGCUCAGAACAUUCACCUCUGCUGACUGGGUGGUGGUAGUAACUUCAGGAUUAUAAAGAUAUUAAUGAGUGCUUAUAGAAAUGCCUUCAUUUCCUGGACCUCUUAGGUAUCAUGUGAGAGAGGCAUUAUCUCAAUUUUACAGAUGAAUAAACAAGAAACACAGCGAAAGCUCAAGGUCACAUAACUAGCCAGUGACAUGGAUGGAAAAGCCAAGGGCCAUAACCCCAAUUAAAUCAAAUGUGCCUUAUCGUUCAUGGUAGACUUUUAAAACCAAGUAGUGUAGAUCUGUUACUGGUCAUUUAUUGUCAUGAUUUGCAUCCAUCAUUCCUUUUAUAUGGGAGGAUUAAUUAAUUAUCUCACUUCUCAGUCUUUAAAGCGUGUGAUAUAGGAAGCUGCUAAUGGCAGAUGUUAAAAGCAUAACCCCACUGGGUGUAACUAAUGGUUACGCUACAUGGCACUGCUCAGGGAGAAAAAGGUCAUUGGAGUGAUGAGGAUUUGGAAAGGGGAUUGGAGGGGGGGACUAACAUAUUUCUGCAGCCAGACAGGGGCAGGCCAGAAACAGUUACACGUAUUUCCUGGGGAGUAAAGAGCAACCAGAACAAAAGCACAGCAGCUAUAGAGAGAUCUGAGGAAACUGAGAGGCCAGGGUUAAAGAGGCCAUGGCUGGAGGCAGCAAUGCAUUUGAAUACCAGUUGCUGAAAACCACAGGAGGGGAGAGUGUUCUGGUGCUUGGGUGCUGCUUGAGGAUUUCGCACAGGCCUCUGGGAGGCCUCUGGGAGAGCAGGGUGCUGGACUAGAUAGGCUAACUAGUCUGAUCUGGCAGGCUCUUUUGUCCAUAGGAAAGUAGGGACCCCUAAAAAGGGGGGGACUGACUGGUGUGCCUGUGGGAAUGAGGAAAAGGAUCAUUUGACUGACCACCUGACUUAUCAUCAGGAGAAGAAAUCAUGCAAUGAUGUAAAUGCAUGCAACUAGUCAGUUUUAAUAAUUUCUGAAAGCUUGCAAGGAUUUAGGUUCCACACCAGAGAAAAGUAGUGGCCCAGCUGGCUGGUAGUUAGAAAAAAGACAAAUGUGAGAGUUGAGAGUUGGCAGUGAUGUGACUUAGAAGUAAAGCAGCAAGCUUUUGUUUGAAUCUAAAGCUCUGGCUAUGGGAGAAACAAGACCCUUGAGGGUGUUGAUGCUGUGAACCCCUCCAUCACAGGCUCAGGGUAUAUGUGUGUGUAAAUAAACCCUCUAUCAUAAAGGUACCACAGUCUCCACUGUGCCUCAUUCCCAAAGAAACAUGAACCCUGGGUAAGUGCCUGGAACCUCUGGAAUCUCACACCGCUUGGAGACUGGGGAGGUGUGCAACAGUAUUAUAACAUCUAUUGUGGGCUAUGAAUAUCAUGGUUCAAUCACAUCAGUUCAGGAUAUUAAAAAAUUGGGCCACUGAGUUCCUUGUUAUGAAUUUCCCAAUAUUACUGCAAUCGCUACAGUCAGAAUCUUUAUUAUGUAUGUAUUCCCGUCAACUUCUCCCUUAGUAUUAAAUUGCAUAGUUUAACUGUUUUUCUCUCACCCAGCUGUUCAAUAGCACUGAUGAUGAAUAAUGAAGGAGGGAGCAUUAGAGACAAGGAUGGCUAUUUAACCCAGCACUGGAGCUGGUAUUCCAAAAACCAGAUUCUGCAGUCGUUAGACUAUCAGGUAUCAAAUGAAACUCUCAGACCAAAUAAUCCACUAACACCUCACAUUUUUGGAAUAGCUGUCUCUGUGGCUGGUCUCUCUAGAAUUCUACAAAGAUCUCUAAAAGUCUGCUCUUCUAGCUGAAAGAAAUUCUAGGCAGAAAUUCCAGAUUAUGCUUUGUUCCUGCUGGUUUCCAGAGGCACAUUUUAAAAAUCCCAGAACUGCCAGCAGGCACUGGGCUAGUUGCCACAAACUCACUUGUGUGAGGGUUCCCAGAGACGAGAUCACAGCUGCUGAACUUCUCCCUUGGUCCUCCCUCUGCUGUGCUGCUGGGGGCUAAUACAUGGUUUGGCUUAGCAUGUCAUCUCAACCCUGGUUUGUGGUUUGUCUUGCUCCAGAUAAAUCAUGAGCUGUAAUCAAGAUUUGUUUGUGAGUUGUCUGGAUGAGAAUCCAUGAGGUUAGGUUUGGAUAACACAUUUAGCCAGGCCAUGGCUUAGCUCAUGGUGUGUUGGGUGCACUCACACGACUAAUGUCAUCUAGCUUGGAACUCAAAUGCCCCAUUUGUCCAAGACUUGAGUUUGCUGUGGACAUAAAGUACUAUAAUGAACUCCCCAUCAGAAUCACAGUAAUGUGAAUCACAGGAAAAUGAAGCCUAAACAAUGUGGAGCCUGCACCCCAAAUUUGGGCAACAUUUCCCCACAAAUUCACUGCUAGUUGAGGGAACUUUUAGAUGUGGGAAAGAAGGCUUUUACACUUUGCAUUGCACCCAACUAAAUUAUACUCAGGUAAGACUAAUUGAAAUGAAGUCCGUCAUGUCCACUAACGGGACUGCUCUGAGUAGGACUGACCCUGGAUACAAUCCUGUAAGCAUGAUGACAGUAGCAAAUGUCAAUUGUGUGAAUCAGCCCCUAAGACUUUCAUUAUCUUCUUUUAUUCCUUAGAUAAAUGAACAGCUAAAACUCAAGGUUCUUAAUCAAAAUUCAAUGACAAUUACUUUCACCGAACAAAGUGAAAGCAUCACCUUGUCUUUGGUAAGAGAGGGAUGCACACAUAGAUCCAAAUCUGAUAGACAGGUAAGAAGUCACAGCAUGGAAACAACAUUAUGCAAGUAACAAUUGGAUAUCCAGUAACUGCGUGUCCAUUGACUUUUUCAUAACCCUGAGGGAAAUUUCUAGAAGUAACGUUUGAAAACUUGUCUUAGGUCUAAUUUUCUCUAAUACAGCAAUCCCUCUUCUGUUAUCUCUCUUUUUGGGAUACAAAAGUCUUACCUCCGUACACUGUAGAUUGUGAUAGACUCUAUCUAUCUAUCUAUCUAUCUAGCUAGCUAGCUAGCUAGCUAGCUAUCAGAUCAUUCCUCAAUGUAAGUUCCUAAGGCAGCUAACAUACAAAUCACAUAGAAUCAUAGAAUCAUAGAAUCAUAGAGUUGGAAGAGACCACAAGGGCCAUCGAGUCCAACCCCCUGCCAAGCAGGAAACACCACCAGAGCACUCCUGACAUAUGGUUGUCAAGCCUCUGCUUAAAGACCUCCAAAGAAGGAGACUCCACCACACUCCUUGGCAGCAAAUUCCACUGUCGAACAGCUCUUACUGUCAGGAAGUUCUUCCUAAUGUUUAGGUGGAAUCUUCUUUCUUGUAGUUUGGAUCCAUUGCUCCGUGUCCACUUCUCUGGAGCAGCAGAAAACAACCUUUCUCCCUCCUCUAUGUGACAUCCUUUUAUAUAUUUGAACAUGGCGAGACUUCCAGGGUGGCGCCAUCGGCAAUGGCGGACUCCCUCUGAACUGGAGGGACUAGCUCUGCGUGAAACGGGUCUUUUCCGCUACGGCGAAGCGGGGACCCUGCUAAAAAUCACAGGCGGAUGAAGCCUGUGACCAUGGGACUCGGCGGGCACCCUUAGCGCCCCCCCAACCCGCAAAGGAACCCACUAACGGGCUCCGAAGUGAAGAGGGAAGUGGCGCGGUGCUGUGAGUCAACUGCUAUUUCCGUGGAGCGAAGCCGCAUAGCCGUUGCCGGAGAGCGCUGCCUUUUUCCUGGGACAAUUUGGCUUCUAAAAUAAGCACCCGUGAGUACUUAAAAUUUGAACAAUCGGACUUUAAAUAAGGACUUGCGUGCAGAAAGGAAUUGGACUUAAAAUUUACUUCAAUUUGGUACUGAAACGGGAAGGUCUAAACAGGAAGUCAGCCUUCCGUUUAUUUGUAGACAGAAUAAAGCAAAGACAACGUAAACUAGAGCUCAGAAAAUCGCCUCUAAAGGAUUGGAUUUCAUCAUUUAAAAUUGUGGAACCCCCCUUCGACAGCAGGAGAAGAAGGGGGAUCUUUUUCGGACUGUUUAAACCUGCAGAAGUGAGUUUAAAGUAACUUUCCACCGUCCUGAUCCUGGAGCGGGGUGUCAGGACUGACGUUUGAAGCUCAUUGACCAGAGACAAACGUUUUUGACAGAUAGUUAAAGGAAGAGAAACAUAGUGAUUCCACUGUUUCCUUUCGCAUUUUAAGGAACAAAUAUUGACAAAAUAUCUCAAAAGGAUACUUUGUUGCAAGAACAAAUAGAAGUUCUCCCCUAGAGGGAGACUGUGAAACUGUAACUAAUUCCAGGGAGCUUGCAGCUGUCACAGAUUACAAUCGUGGGAAUGGACUUGUGACCUUGUAGGACAAUGUAUUCAGAGGCUCUGUUGUGUGCUCUCUGGAAAACAAGUGCCCUACUGGAACAGUUAAAUGAGAAGAUGGAUUUGAUGACUAAUGCGGCCAGAAUUUUUGAACAGGCAGUGGGAAACUAUGUGGAGCCCACCCAGGAAUUAGAACAGGAGUGCGUCCUGACAGAGCAGAUGAGAGAAGAGGAUGUUGCUGAAUCUUGGGCGCCAGAGAUGGAGGGAGCUGCGGCCUUGCAGGAGCAUGAGCUUUUGGACUUGACAAAUGAACUUGGAAAAAGCCAGAUUUGGAAAGAUAAAGUUUGGAUUGGUUUGGAAAUCCCUACGCAGGGAUGUUUGGACUUUCCGAGUCUGGCAAUGGGCCGUGAGAUGUUUGGAGCUGUGGGGGCUCUCAAUUUUGGAGGGAUUCUGAAACAUGUUUUUAAAUACCACAUGGAGUUGAGUCUGGACUAUGGAAAAGGGGCUGAUUUGUUGAAAAGGGUCAAAAACAUCACCAAGCUGGAGUUCCCACGAGUGAAAGGAGAAUAUGAAGAAGAGCUGCGGAAGGGACAUGGAAGAGAUUUAAGGGCCUCGGAUAUAAGGUUACCAGGUUAAUGCGCUAGAUCGAUGGGAUAAAAAGGACUGACAAAACCCAGGACCAGGAGGAAAGGACGCUGGAGGAAGACUCGAUUAUUUUUAUUUUUUUUUAUUACCAGGAUUGUUUUAUAAAAUUGAUGAAUGUUAGAAAAAUGCUGGAAUGAAAUUACUUGGCUCUAGUAAAAAUGUUUAAAGAAUUAGGUAAGAAUAUUAUGGUUGUGAGAAGUCGGUAAAAAUAAGAUUUAAGUUUUAAGUUUUUAAGGUUUUCUAUAAGAUAAGAUGAAAAUAGAUUAAAGUAAUGUAAUGACAGAAUAUUAUGAAAUAUGGAAAGGAUUUGCUGCGAUAAUUAUUAACUAGGAUACAAAAAAAGGGAGGAGGAGGAGGUCAAAGAAAGAAGGUAAUGAAAGUUGAGGAUUUGAGAAUGAUGGAGUUAUUAUUGUCUGUUUGCGGCGUAUUUUUGUUUUUUGAAUUUGUAUUGUUUGAUGUGGUUUGUUUUUUCUUUGUUUCUUUUUUUUCCUUUUCUGCUUUGUUUUUUCUCUGUAAUUUAAAAAAUUUUCAAUAAAUAUCAUUAAAAGAAAAAUUAUAUAUUUGAACAUGGCUAUCAUAUCACCCCUUAACCUCCUCUUCUCCAGGCUAAACAUGCCCAGCUCCCUUAGCCGUUCCUCAUAAGGCAUCGUUUCCAGGCCUUUGACCAUUUUGGUUGCCCUCCUCUGGACAUGUUCCAGUUUGUCAGUGUCCUUCUUGAACUGUGGUGCCCAGAACUGGACACAGUACUCCAGGUGAGGUCUGACCAGAGCAGAAUACAGUGGCACUAUUACUUCCCUUGAUCUAGAUGCUAUACUCCUAUUGAUGCAGGCCCAGAAUUGCAUUGGCUUUUUUAGCUGCCGCGUCACACUGUUGGCUCAUGUCAAGUUUGUGGUCAACCAAGACUCCUAGAUCCUUUUCACAUGUACUGCUCUCAAGCCAGGUGUCACCCAUCUUGUAUUUGUGCCUCUCAUUUUUUUGCCCAAGUGCAAUACUUUACAUUUCUCCCUGUUAAAAUUCAUCUUGUUUGUUUUGGCCCAGUUCUCUAAUCUGUCAAGGUCGUUUUGAAGUGUGAUCCUGUCCUCUGGGGUGUUAGCCACCCCUCCCAGUUUGGUGUCAUCUGCAAAUUUCAUCAGGAUGCCCUUGAGUCCAUCAUCCAAGUCGUUGAUAAAGAUGUUGAAUAAGACCGGGCCCAAGACAGAACCCUGUGGCACCCCACUAGUCACUCUUCUCCAGGAUGAAGAGGAACCAUUGAUGAGCACCCUUUGGGUUCGGUCAGUCAGCCAGUUACAAAUCCCCUGAGUGGUAGCAUAGUCAAGACCGCAUUUUACCAGCUUCUUUACAAGAAUAUCAUGGGGCACCUUGUCAAAUGCCUUGCUGAAAUCAAGGUAGGCUACAUCCACUGCGUUCCCUUCAUCUACCAGGCUUGUAAUUCUGUCAAAAAGCAAGAUCAGGUUAGUCUGACAUGACUUAUUUUUCAGAAAUCCAUGCUGACUAUUGGUGAUCACAGCAUUCCCUUCUAGGUGCUCACAGACUGUUUGCUUAAUGAUCUGCUCCAGAAUCUUCCCUGGUAUUGAUGUCAGACUGACUGGGCGGUAAUUAUUUGGGUCCUCUCUUUCCCCUUUUUGAAAAUAGGGACAACAUUUGCCCUCCUCCAGUCUGCCGGGACUUCGCCUGUUCUCCAGGAAUUCUCAAAGAUGACUGCCAGUGGUUCUGAGAUCACAUCUGCCAGUUCUUUUAAUACUCUUGGAUGCAGUUCAUCUGGCCCUGGAGACUUGAAUACAUCUAAACUAGCCAAGUAUUCUUGUACUAUCUCCUUAGUUAUUCUGGGCUGUGUUUCCUUUGCUGAAUCAUUUGCUUCAAAUUCUUCAGGUCGGGCAUUGUUUUCUUUAUCGGAGAAGACUGAGGCAAAGAAGGCAUUGAGGAGUUCAGCCCUUUCUGUGUCCCCUGUUUGCAUUUCACCAUCUUCUCCUCUGAGUGACCCCACUGUUUCUUUGUUCUUCCUUUUGCUACGAACAUACCCAUAAAAGCCUUUUUUGUUGCUUUUAACCUCUCUAGCAAGCCUGAGUUCAUUCUGUGCUUUAGCUUUUCUGACUUUGUGUCUACACGUGCUGGCUAUUUGUUUGAAUUCCUCUUUGGUGGUUUCCUCCUUUUCCAUUUUUGUGCACAUCCUUUUUAAUCUUAACUCAGUUAAAAGUUCUUUAGAUAGCCACCCUGGCUUCUUUAGGCACCUUCCAUGUUUCCGUCUCAUUGGUAUUGCCUGACGUUGUGCUUUUACUAUCUCCCUCUUAACAAACUCCCAGCCAUCAUGAACUCCCUUUCCUUUUAGUAUUACUGUCCAUGGGAUCUCACCCAGCACUUCCCUAAGUUUUAUGAAGUCGGCUUUCUUAAAGUCAAGAAAUUGAGUCCUAGUAUGCUUGGCUGCUCCUUUCCGUUGUAUAGUAAACUUCAGAAGAGUGUGAUCACUUGCGCCUAAUGAUCCUUCCACUUCUACCCCACUAACCAGGUCAUCCACAUUGGUUAGGACCAGAUCUAAAAUGGCUGUUCCUCUUGUUGCUUCUCCCACUUUCUGGACAAUGAAGUUGUCUGCAAGGCCAGUGAGGAAUCUGCUUGACCUUAUGCUCUUGGCUGAGUUUGACAUCCAACAAAUAUCCGGGUAAUUGAAGUCCCCCAUUACUACUAUCUCCUUCCUUUUGCAUGCUUGGCCAUCUGUCCCAGGAAGGCAUCAUCUAUGUCCUCCGUUUGGCUUGGGGAUCUAUAGUAAACUCCCACAAUGAGGUCACUGUUAUUCUUCUCUCCCUUAAUUUUGACCCAAAUGCUCUCACUUUGGCUUUGAGGUUCUAAAUCUUGGAUCUCUUCACAGGUAUACACAUCCCUGACAUAUAACGCCACUCCUCCUCCUUUCUUGUCUGGUCUGUUUCUCUGAAAUAGAUUGUAUCCCUCCAUUAUUACAUUCCAAUCGUGGGACUUAUCCCACCAGGUUUCAGUGAUGCCUAUUAUGUCAUAUUUAGUUUGCUGUACCAAGAGCUCAAGCUCAUCUUGUUUAUUUCCCAUGCUUUGCGCAUUAGUGUACAGACAUUGAAGACCAUUAAUCAUUCCCCCGUGUCUCUUAUUUAAGGAUUUUUUCCUCCCACCACUAGGUCUGCGUGCUGUUUGCUCCAUUUGGUCUAUGAUAUUUGGAUGAUCAUCUUCAUCAACUGAUAGACUCCUACCUUCAGGAGCACUGUCUCCCUCCCCCACAUUAAUCAGUUUAAAGCCCUCCUGAUGAGGUUUCUGAGAUUUUUGGCAAAAACAUUUCUCCCAACCGUUGUGAGGUGCAGCCCAUCGCUUGCCAGAAGUCCAUCUUCAAGAAAUUGCAGAAGUAUAUCUACAAUAUCUUCGUUCCUGCCUUCUUCUUGUUGUUCUCAUAUCUUCUACAUUCUGAUCUUAACGCUUUAAAGUUCUCCGUCCCUGGCUAUGCGAUUCUCAAUCAUGUCAGAAAUUAUAUAUCCUUUCAUCCAUUGAGUUCAGCUUUGUUUAUGUAUAUAUAUUUUUUCAACUGUCGAUUUGCCAGCGCAGCUUUUCCUGAUUUCAUUCCAGUCUUCCAGUCUGGGCUGAGGUUCCAAGUCUAUCGUUUGAAGUUUCAUGAUGCAGCAACUCCCAAGUUGUUAAAUCAUUCCAAUCCGGGCUGUUGUCCAAGUCUGUCAUUUGAAAUUUAAUGACGCAGUAACUUCCAUGUGGUUAAUUGUUAAAUUGUUGAGCAUACUGUUUGCAAUGUUGCAAUGUAAAUGAACUGUAUUCCACAGAUAUAAGUCAUUUGAUGAUCGAUCAGCCUUCCCGGAGACCACACAAUCCCCCCCUCUGGGCCCUAGAAGGGGGGUUGCAAGAUCUCCAUUUGGCCUUCUCUCUCACUCAUAAUGAAGAAAUUCUGCACACAGAUGCACUGUAUGUUAUCCCAAAUUGUUGUCUCAAGUCUUUAUAAAGUCAGCUAGCAAGUAUUUCCCGCUUCCCUCAAAAAAGGGAGGAAUUCUUAUUUUUCCGUGCUGUGUCAUAUUAACAAGCGCCAUCUUGUUUCUUCUUUUAUCUUUAUCAAGUCUUUCAAGUCUAAGUAAAGCUGUGCAAUUAAAUACUUAAUUAUAAAUAGAAGUCCAUCUGUACUUUUUAAAAAAAUUAGGUUUCUUGAUGAGGCUUGGCAUAGAAAACCAAUUGUAGAUAUUGAGAAGAGAAAAAGGACAUACCAAUCACCUCCGUAAUCCAAAUGCCAUGAAGAGAAUCUUUUUGAAGUCCGAGCUUAAACACCAGGGACUGUACAGUUCUGGAGGUUUUUCUCAAUUUUCUUUUUUUUUUAAGAAUAAUUUUUUAUUAACCGACCAAUCACAUCAAAUCAAACCAAAUUACAUAAAUUCCAAAUUACACAGCCGAAUUUUAAAUUUUUGUUGGGGGUACCCAUAUUUCAAGUUCCGAAGGGGAUCCAAUCAACUUCUUGCUUCUUACUGCUGUUUUAAUGUCCACAAAUCUAAUCUUAUGAUGUUCACAGUACUAUCCAGUCCUUUCUUAUUGUUUUUCCACAUCUCUUGUUGUUAUUUUCAUAUAUUUUUCCUUUCUCUUUGUGACCUCUGAUAAUCUCCGCAAGCUGGUUAGAACAGUUUGUAAUCCUGUGUGGAUAUUAUUUUUUUUAUCCAGUAGCCAUAUCCAGACGUUUUCCAUAUAUCACUUCCAUACAUCAAAACAGUCUUAGCGUCAUUAAUCUUCACCAAUCUGCCUCCUUUCUCAAAACCUCUGAGGAGAUUCACUAGGAAUGCAGUCUGAAAACAAGUCCGUUCUUCCUCCCGGCUAUAAAUCCUUUGGCAAGAUGGCGACUCCGAAUUAAUUGCUGCACCAUUCCCAAAAGCUCUUAUUGCUUCUCGAUCUCCAUAAAGCAUACUUUUGGUUAAAGUUUAUCUCCACACAGACCUUAAUCAUCCUGCUUGGGUCAGUUCAACCGACGAUUCUAAUGAGGAGGGGUUCUUGUAAAUCACAUAGAAGGAAAGUAAAAAAGGUCCCCCCCCCAUUCAGUCCCGUUGUUGUCAACAUACCCAGCCUUUGGUGUAUCUUCAUCGUAAAAUAUUCCUGUUUCUCCAACCCGUCGUCUUCUUUCACAGAGGGCACUUAAAUUAGCAGACUUCACUCCCCUUCUUCACUUGAAAUAUGUGCAUUUGCUUCUUUUGUAAUUAAUUAUUCCAAAUUGCUGCAACUAGUGCGCAAUCAGAGACAGCGUCCAGGAGAGCCGAGGUCCACACAGGGGCAUUCUGCCUAGGGCCCUCACCCCCUUCUUUCGAAUUAGGGGGUGAUUUAUGGGCACAGCAGGCAAGGGCAGUGUUCCCCAUUUCCUUGGGGCAACAAGGGAGGCUGCGUACUCCCAUAACAGCCUCUUAAUUACCCCGUGUGGGUCGGAGAGAUGGUAUUGUCGGCCAUCUUCCAAUGUGCCCCCUAGUGGCCCCAUGUUUUUCUCAAUUUUCUUUGGUCCAGACUAUGUCUGUUUAUUGUCCAAAUCUAAUAAUUUAACAAACAGAUAUUUCCGGCUUAUGAGAGUGACUUCAGAGAGUGCCAGCCGUGUCGUGCUCUGGGACCCAGCGUCCUGCCACUUGCACCUUGAUGCAAGCUGACAAUCUCGGAUGGUCUGCAGGUCUACGAGACAGUCCUCCCCCACCCUGGGGUGUCUGCCAGCACAAAUUACCCCCACAUCAACCCUGAAUUACCAGCACUCCAAUCGUGUGAGAGUCAGACAUUUCUCACCGCUGGAAACAGGAAGCUUAAGGAGUAUCAUUUUAGUCUGGUUGUUUCCAUUCCGGAUAAGAAAAGGCAGAGUAUCACAUCUGCGGUGAUAUUUUUGUGUUACGCUAUCGCACAUUGUACUGCUAGCGAUGUCUCAUCACAAGGGAUGCCUCAUGCUUGUAUCACAGAUCUCGGCAGUAACCGCCUCUAUCAUUUUGGUUGCCCAUUUUUGAGCCUUUUUUAGCUCUACAUCAGUCUUUUUGAGGUGAGGUGACCAGACUGUGCAUACUCUUCCACCAGUGUGAUCCCUAACAGCACAUUUGGCUUCAUGCGUUGUUUGGGCCUAAGUUUUCCAGCACAUUGCCUUAAGCCUCACACAUUAGAGUGCUGUGCCCUUUAGCUAACACAUCCCUGUAGCCGGGUUUUAUGCUUAUCAGCAAAAGCUAACUCUUCUAUGAAGGCGAGUAAGCAAACCAUGCUUGCCUCUUUCUUAAUAAUAAUAAAAAUAAGGUAUGCCACAUUUGACUCUUUUCAAAUUGCUUCCCUGGAGUCCCAUUGACCUUUGAAGAGUAGCCCUCAGGAACGGCACUGAAACCUGCAUUAAAGGCAACCUUCUUUCUUUAAGAGCCUAUUUCCUGGUCUUUCUUCUAAAUAUUUAUUUUGUGAAUGCACUUUUGUGGAAAGACAGCCUGUGCAUUAAAAUGCUUUAUUACCCCACAGGCUGCCUUCAUAGGCUGGCUGAAUGACAUAUUUCUCAGCCACUUGGUGUUAAUUGGGCCAUUCUUUAGAUUAAGAAUUCAUUGUUGUCCCAGCUGGCAUUCCCCCCUACUGCUUCCACUUCUUAAAUACAGUGUGUGUGUGUGUGUGUGUGUGUGUGUGUGUGUGUGUGUGUUGUGUGUACAAAAUAUAGCUAUAGAUAUAGAUAUGUAUGUAUAUUUUAAAUUCCCUUUUCUCGUUGAGAUGUUGAUGUAUGUGUUAGGAAAACAAAAAUAUUUUCAAAUCCAUAUUUGUAAAAUUUGCUAGAGUUUGUAACUGCAGUGCCUUGUGCAUUCAGAGGAAGGUUAAGUGCUGAACUGUGCACGCUGGUAUUGUGGAUUUUAGCAGGGGAUGUUCCCUUAUUUCCAAAUAGCUCAAAACGCAGCAAGGGCCACUUCUCCCAUGGAUAAAUUUCCAUUUGCCCAAAUAUAAUAAUAAUAAUUCCUUUUCUCUUUACUUACCACAGCCGACUGGGAAAAGCACAGAUAGUGGUGACCAGGAAGGACAAUGGGUCAGAGCCUUAACAGAGAUAAAGAAGAGGUUUGAGAAGAUAGUGAGACAAUUUAUAAAUGGCAUUUUGAUGGUCUCAGGUAUAGUAAUUCUUAUUGGUCAUGUGGUAUUCAUAUUGCAUGUAAUUUAAUUUGCAUCAUGAGGUCUCUCUAUCUCUCUUACACACCUAAACCCACCCACACCCACCAUGAUGAUACAAAUUAAAACUCAAAUGAAUAAUUGUACAAGCUACACACCCACCCACACACACCCCCACACACCCACACACCCACACCAUGAAUGAAUGAAAUGGUCUUUCAUCCAGUGAAGACUGAAUUUUGGUGUGGCCAAAUUCUUGAUUCUCACUUGUUCCACUAAAAGUUCAAAAUCUAAACAUUAAAAAGUAUAAAAUUCAGAAUGUGGAACCUGAUUUUUUAUUAUUAUUAGAUUUUGUGCUUAUAUUCAUAUCUGCAGUGUUAAAAUCAGCCAUGAAAUUCACUGUGUGGCCUUUGGCCCAUCUGUCUCUUGGCCUAACUUACCCCACAGGGUUGCUGUGAGGAUAACUUGGGGAAAAGGAGACUCAUGAAUGCCACCUUGAGCUCCUCAGAGGAAAAAUAGAAUGGAUAUAAACCAAUAAAUAAUAAAUAAACAGUCUCUGUCCAGUUUGCCUGCCCCAAUUUUGUAUGGAGUGAAGGGGACCACAUUUGGAAUAAUGAAGAAGAGAAAGCAUAACCUAAAAAGGAAAGAAUCAAGAAACAGGUGUGCUUGUUGUUGUUUUUUAACGAUAAUGAGGCUCUUACCAUUUUUGGCUUACUGAGAAGGAAAGUGUGCAGACGAUAGCUAACUCAAUCUAAGUGUGAUGUUAGUGCCCCACAAACCACAACCUGUUUAGGCACUAUGAGACUCAGAAAUAAAUUAAAUGAGCAUGCACAGACUGCACCUGCCGCACCAGCGAGAAAGCUCUUUGUAUUUAAUUUGGCGAUUCUACAACGUGUAUCCUUUGUACAAAUAGAAUCCCCACAGCAGAAUAUCCUGUUGGAUCAGACCAAAGACCAACAUCCUGUUCUUGCAGUAGCCUACCAAACUCUCUCUCUCUCUCUCUCUCUCUCUCUCACACACACACACACACACACAGCAUUUUAAAACCUAAAUAAGAAUUAUUGAUAUUUAUUAUCAAAAGAGACUCACACUGUGUCUCCCAUUGCACUCUCUUAGUCAAAAAGAUAGCUCAAGCUAGCAACCACAUUAUUCUUCUGACUAGUAUAAAUAAUGUGCUUUGCACUGUUUGGAGAUGGGGUCUUCAAAGAAAUAGCUCUGAGCAUGCUCAGAAGGCAAGAAGGACUGCUCUUCAAUCAGCCCUCUGUUGCCCUAUACAGGUGCUGGAAUUGCCCUUGUAACAACAAGAGGGAGGGGUAACCUUCACAACUGGGACUGAAAAGCUGGCAGUCUUGAUACUCAAAUUUCAUGUACAGUGGUACCUCUGGUUACGAAUGGGAUCCAUUCCGGAGGCCCAUUUACAACAUGAAAAGCCUGCAACCUGAAGUGCCAUAUCUGCACAGGUGCUUGUGCGUAAAAAAAAUUAUUACUAUUACUAUUACUAUUAUUAUUAUUAUUAUUAUUAUUAUUAUUAUUAUUAUGUGACAUUCUCAUUGGGAGAGCUGUGCCCCAGUAGCUCCAAUGGGCCUGCCUUGUCAAAAAUAACUGACAAUUCUCUUCUGGUUUCUAUGGCAGGGAUAUGUUGUGUAGACUAUCCAAUUGACCUUGCUCCUUCAAAGCAAGUGAAGUUUUUGAUAAAGGACCCAGUACUUCUGGCCUGGGAUCGAGUUGAUACCAGACCUUUGGCCGCUAAACGGAGAUCAGUUGUCAAGCCAUAUCUUACACGGAAUCUUGCCUUUGAUAAGCCUUUCAGGGGGAAAUAUAGGCCUCCUUCAAGGUCAGUGAGGUUAUCUUUUGUGGGGGAAGUGUCUUAGUUUCUAUAGAAAAGCAGGACUAAUCAUGUGGGUUAGCAGGCUGCAGAUAUGAUCCUUGUAAGCAGGCAUUUCAGUGGGCGGCAGUAAGCAGGACAGAGGGGCAAGGUGUGGUGUGAGUGCAGCACUAGAGACAUUCUGAUGCUCCCUCCACUGCACCCUUACCGUGCCAAUCUGCCUCUCAGCUGGCAGCAGUGACCUCUACAUUGGGAAACUGGAUGGACAACACUGCCCUGCAGGCUGCUUCUGAUUUUUAGGCCGUGGCACAUUGCGUCAGAUGCAUGAAAUGGAUGCAGAAGGUGCAGGAUGCAGAGAUGCUUGGUCUCAGGUGCGCUAAAGGAUGCCCAAAUUAGCAAUCAUCCUGCAGUAGAAAAAAGAAGCUGCCAUAAUGGGUGCAUUUGCAUGAACACAGAUGCUAAAUCAGUCUUUGCCAACCUGGUGCCCGCCCAGUGCUGGAUUUACGUAUAAGUUAAACAAGCUGUAGCUUAGGGCCUCGCUCUCAUGGGUGCCCCCCAAAAAAUUUAAAGGGGAAGAAACCUGGAUGUACAUUUCCAAAAUAUAAGAUAAAAAACAAAUAAAAUAAAACCUACAUACAGCAACAGUGUUUUGUGUUGUGUAGGCUCCUAUUUGUUAUGUGGCUUUAGAUACCUAUUAGGGUCCAUAACUUACCAUAUAGCAUAUAUUCAACACAAAAACAGUGACAAUUUGUUGUUGACAAAGGGCAGCUGGACAUAUAAAGGGCCCCAUUACCUUCAAUAGCUUAGGGCCUCAUCAAACCUAAAUCCGGCCCUGUGCCCGCCUGACGGUUUUGGAGUCCCACUCCUAUCUUUCCGGGGCUGAAUGGAGCCUGUGGCAUUGCGGCAACCUCCCUUGAUAAAGAUGCGAGUGUGGUAAUGUGACCAGAUUUGGGUGCUUUGAAAUUUAGACACUCCCUGUCGUCAGUAAAAUUUGAGAGGUCUGAUGUUAUCUGUAUGUGGUAGUGUUUCCUAAUAUCCAGCAGCAAGGAUUUUUAAUAAUGUGAAGCGAAAACCUGUGGCCAGAGGAUCAAAGUAACGAUGAGGCACUUUGUAAACUGAACUGGAAUUUCAUUUAUACACUCUCAAUGAGGGUUACAGUGUAAUGGUUACUUUGAUAAGGCACAACCCUUCGUUUCAGUCAAAAGCUCUUUACAGAGAUAGUUAAGAACUUUAGAUAAAACUCUCACUUUUACUUGUCUCUGAAUAAAUUGAUUCCUUCUAGGAUGGCUAUUUUGUUCUACUAAGCCAAUAAAACACACCCAGGACCUUUUGGGAAAAUCUUUACCUUCCCCUCAGAGAAAUAAUCAGGAUUGCCCUGCCUAACUAACCCCUUUCCAAGCUCUAAUUUAAUCCCAGUCUGAUUCCCAUCUGACAGUUUAUUAUUGUUGUUGUUACUACUACAAUUUAUUCCUGCCCUUCACCCUAAGGUCCCAGGGCAAUUUACAACAAUAAAAACACAACAUUAAUACUAAAACACAGUAUCACAUACUUUUAAAAUCUAUUAAAAAUAAUUUAUCUCUAUCUCAGCCCUAACUCAGCCCUUUCCAUCCAGGCCUGAUUCCUAUUUUAUAGUUCAUCCCAAUCUGACAGUUUAACUGUCAGGUUCAAAUUUUGAACUCUCCACUCCCUCUUCAUUGAUUGGCUUCUGAAGUCUUCAGGAGGCUGACCAAAGCUCUAUCCAUCACAGAGCCUUAGUCCAAAAUAUCAGAAGGUCACUAAAUUGACAACUGCUGUGCUAAAUGUUCCCUGGAGCACCAAAACAGCGAAAGACGUAAACAGGAGAGAAACUUUAGGGAGAAUUACUCCUCAUACAGACUUCUGCUUGUGCUUUCUCAGCAUGGGCUGGAGUGUGGUGGUGGUGGUGGUGGUGGUGGUUGUGUCAUGCCAUUUUCCCCUGCAAAACCUUCUCUUUACUGCUGACAAACGUCAAUCUGUAGAAAACCCAGUCCCUGUUUUACAAACCCUGGACAAAUCUGUCCGUUUUGGUUUCUCUCAGUUUCUCCUUUUUCCAAUCUUUAGUUCACCACACCUAUACCCCAGCUUGUGAUUUAAUUAUUUAUUUUUAUUAUUUUAAAAAGAAGCCCUCACAAAAUUCACCAGCAUCUUAGUGUGCAUUUAUCCUAAUGGACUUGCAUGCUGUUUUCCCUGCUAUAAUGUACUUUUGUGUGUUCACAAUUUUGUUCACGCUUUAAUAAACAUGGGGGGUGGGGUGGGCUGGAGAACUGUACCGCAAAAUUCAGAAAACUGAAGAUUUCAAAAGAUUGCUGCCUUUUGGUUCACAUUUUGUUUUGGGGAGUUCAAAACUAAACCCAGCUUCUCCCUUGCCCCUCCUUAGCCAGCCCAAAAAUUAAAGAGGCAUACUCUGGGAGAAGGGCUAUGGAAAGAGAGAUUGUUGGCAAGCCACUUUGGAAGAUGUCAGACUUGAUUGGAGCUGUGGCCCACCACUCAUUCCUUCAUCUCCUUAACUAGUUGCUGACCAGGUCUUCAACUAUGUAGCCUGCUUUCUAUCAUGUUUGGCAUUUUGCCCUUGAUGGACCAUAACAGGACUGUAUUUGAGAAGGACACGUCUCUAUGGUAAAGCAUCUGCCUUGUGUGCAAAGGGCUGCAAGUUCACUUCUCAGCCUCUGCAGGUAGGGUUGGGAGAAAGCCCUCUACGAAAUCCCAGAGAGCUGCUGCCAGUCAGUGUAAACACCACUAAGCUCGGUGGACCGUUGGCCUGACUCAGUACAAGACAGCAUCCCAAGGACCACCUGUUUCCAUAUGUACCAACUUCAUUGUCCUUUCAGUGCCAGGCAGAAAUAUCUUUUUAUUUCCCCAUGUUGGAAGAUGCAGUUUAAAUGCUGCUGGCUGUUUUAUGCUACUUCUUUUAAUUCUGUGUCUUUUAGAUUAUUUUUUUAUUUAUGUUUUAAUGGUUUUGUGCUUUUAGUAUGCCACCCUCAUGAAUACGUUUGAAGGGCAGUAUGAAAAUGCUUAAAAUAACCAACCAACCUCUGACUAGGGUUCAAGUCGCAACUUUACUUUGCUUUCUCUGCCCCCCACCCCCACAAUUACCUCUCUUUCUCUCACAACCGCAUCACGUGCUUCUCACAGGAGCAAAGCAGAGGUGUCUGCAGCUAAGGAUUCAGUUCGUCCACCAGAACCUUGGGCAAUUUCUCUUGCUGACUGUCCGGUUGUGCUACACAAAAUUAUGUCUAAAGUUGGAGAUGAUUUAUGCUGCAGGUGUGUGGUGAAGAUCCCGUUGAUUACAGACUUGGAAUUUGAAAAGUUUAUUACUGCCCCAAGAGACCCUGAUCAGGUCAUUGUGAUCUGUGUGAUCUCGCCUCAAGAUCAUUCCUACUCCCCUUUCUUUGAGUGGUCCAUCGAAAAUCUGUACAUACAAAUGCAACACGGCCGUCCCUCACCUUGUAUUCAGGUAAGCUAGCUGUUAAACAUGUGCGUGCAUGUGCACGCGCGCACACACACACACACACACACACACAGACAAGUUGUUUUGGUUGUACAUCUGUGUUUGUAUUUUGUGAGCAUAGGAUUUGAUAUCUGACACAGAAGUCUUCUUCCUGUUCAUUUUAAUUAAGUUUAAAAGCAUGUUUCUGGAGCGUAUGGAAGCUGAGAAUAAGAUAAACUCUGAAACAUGAGGGUGGAAGCCAAAAGGAGACCUUCCAAUGGUUGGGUGACCCCUUCUAUUCUCUGCACCAAAAGCUCUUUGUCACUCCUCUCAAAAUAGAUAAAGCUGCAAUGUUAUGCCCACUUUCUAAUCCCCAAUAGGCACAAUGGAACUGCAAAACAUCCAUAGAAUUACACUGUAAAUUAAAGUCAUACAAAUAAACAGCUUCUGCUUAUUUCCAUAUUUGAUUCACAACACCCUAUCAGUCUUUCCUUGUCACAAGAAUAGGACUACUUUGGUACUUAAACUGGAUUUUGGUGAAGCAUAUACACACCUUAGAUAUGAGGCCCUGUUUACUUGGCUUCUUUUCACUAAAGGUAUUGGACAGGCUCCCUGUCAUUUAGGCAGCUCAUGCGCACACAGACACAUAUUGCCUGAUGAGAACAUGCCUUGCUAGAACAGACUGCCAAGGCCCAUCUGGUCUACUAUUCUGCUUCCCACAGCAGCCAUCUUGUGGCCCACAGGCAGGGCAAGAAGGUGAAAAACAGAUCCCCCACCAGUUGUCCUCAGAAUUUGGUAUUUGGUGGUAUUUAUUUCUUCUGAAUAUAGAAUAGCAAUUUAGCAAUGUGACUGUUAUGUAUUUAUCCUCUAUGAAUUUCUUGUAUCCCUCAAGAAAAAUGGACACAGAGGUUAGAGGGCUUUAUAUUUUGUUACAGGCACAGGAACUCCAGCCACAACAUUUUCCCUCCCCACAAUGAUCCCUCCAGGCUGUGAUAUCGUUUUUCAACACAUUCAUUUUCAGGGCCUGUGCCAGUAUCUGUCAUCCAUGGGCAGUUGCCAGGACCACAGCAUCUCAGCAGGGCUCAUUGCUGAUGUCUGCCCUGGACUCGCCUUAAAAUGUUUGUUUGACCAGUGCACAAUGGUUGGAUCUUGCUGCCAUUUUAAUUCCCCACAAUGUGCCACAUUAACGCUACAUCAGCACAUUGUGAGAAAUCAAAAUGGAGGCUAGAUUCAGAAGCCUGGUACUCCUUAGAGCACUGUUGCUGUUGGACUUUGCCUCAGUUUAAGCUACCAGGGCACGGCAACAGUUGAGGUGCCUGCAGUAGAGAGAUAUCAGUCUCAAACUGGCUUUGGUGACUUUGGAAUGAAGGAAGCAAUGUAUGGCAAAUCAGUCCUUGGGGAAGAGAAGAAGAAGAGUUUGGAUUUGAUAUCCCGCCUUUCGCUCACUUUAAGGAGUCUCAAAGUGGCUAACAUUCUCCUUUCCCUUCCUCCCCCACAACAAACACUCUGUGAGGUGAGUGGGGCUGAGAGACUUCAAAGAAGUGUGACUAGCCCAACGUCACCCAGCAGCUGCAUGUGGAGGAGCGGAGACGCGAACCCAGUUCCCCAGAUUACGAGACUACCGCUCUUAACCACUACACCACACUGGCUGAGAUGUGGUUCAGUGGGCUCUACGGUAAAGCUGAUAAUCUCAGCCUUUCUCAUAGUCUCUUAGCAGUUUAUACGGCCAAUGGCUGGAAUAAGUCUCUGCUACAGGUUCUCCCUGCUUUCAGUCAGGUUUUCAAACAGUGGGUGGGAAAAGAGAAUGAAAAACACCCUACUCAUAUGCAAGGAAAACAGAGAGGUCUGCUAGAGCCCUCACUGUCUCCACUUCAUCUGCCUGCCUGCUGGAGUUGGCAAUAUUUAGUUCCUGUGCUAGACUGUUUCUGCUCCCUAGCAUCAGAAACGUUACACAUAUUUGAUUGGUUAGAACAGAAACCCCCAGGACCUUUCCAAUACACUGACAGUAUCACUUGUUCCAUUCCCAGUGCAAGCAUGAUCCCUUCCGCUUCCUGAGAUAUGAUCUUAAGUGCCCUCUAAACAAAAAUCCUCCUCUGCUGGUGCAGAAGCAUGCCGUUGUUCCUGGAAUGGUGGUGGUAAGUCUCUGGUCUUUUUCUUCUAGCAAAAAUUCACAUACAAACAAACUUCUAAUAAAUGAGACCCCACAACCUUUUGAGGAGUUCACUAAUGCUUUUGCUAUUAUAAAUUUGUUAGUCUUUAAGGUGCCACUAGACCAGGGGCGGAUUUUGGUAAUAUGGUGCCCUGGAUAAGGACAAAAUUUGGUGGGCCCCCAAAUAUUUAUUUUCACAGUAAUUCCUUUUGGUACAGUUGAUCUUUUCAGUAGGUACCCAUAUAAAUAUAGUUGUUGUUGCUGCUGCUGCUGCUGCUUAUGUGGCUCCUUAGCUCAGCGCCCUGUGCAGGGGAAGUGCACUAUAUCCAGUGCUGACGAGACUCUUGGUUGACUUUCACAGAACUCCCUAGUAUGUUUAGGGUUGUAGUCCUAGUUACAUAAUGAUUAUGCACUGUAUCCACAAUCCCUAUAAAUACACUGUAAAAUACCUGUCUCCUCUCUUUGGUUUCUUUUCCAACAGAAGAUUUAAAAGCACUCUUUCUACUUGAUUUAAUCUCAUCAUCUGACCUGUGAACUCAGCAUCAUGAUCUGUUUUAAUAUCUGUCUAUAUAUAACAAGUGAGCAAUAGAGCUUGGAAUUCAGUUGACUCCCCUAAACCUCAUGUUUUGUGCAGAAAAUGUGCUACUGUGUUGAAUGACUGGGGCUCCCACUCUAGUUAUUCCUGCAGUAUAUUGCUCUCUUCUUGGGAGCCUUAAGCACAUAAGGAGAGAUGUUUUUUAUUUAGACCCAUUGACAGAGGCGCCAAAUCAGAUAAUGAAAGCCUUUCUGUGCUCUAUUAAAUGCUUGUAAACCGCUGGCCAUGGAAGUCUAACACACUGGGUAGUCAAGUUCAGAGUUUCAAAGGGUUUGGAGGAUAUUAUUCAUUCCCUUCAGCACAGAAGAAUCUAUUGGCUGACUUCACCCUUGCUCUGUCCCAGUGCAGUUAAUCAUAUUAUAUACCACUUUGAAGUACAGGCAACAUUGAUUCUAAUAGCAGGAGAGAAUAUUUUAACUGCAUAAAAAUGGGGGUGGAAGUGAAUCAGAGGUGGGGUGUGGGUCACUGGUAAGAACUUUGAUUCAUCUCAGCAGAAGGCUGGCACCCAAGAUUAUCCACAUGGGAAGAAAUAGUUAAAAGAAAUGGUGGGAAAGUAAGGUAACUUUCUCCCCUCUCCCACAAUAUUGUUGUGAUCAUAAUUAGUACUGACAUAAUUAAUCUACUCUUUUCAGCUUUUUCAUAGAUGUAUAUUAUCCUUUACACCCCAAAUUUAAUUUAGUUAGCUCUGAGUUCACCAGAAAUUUAAGAACCAAGACCCUUUUAAAAGAGCUAGAUGCUAUGCGUGUCUGCUUGGGAGUAAAUACUAUUACUUCCAAGCAAAUAUGUUUAGAAUUGCAACCAUAAUAUUUGCAUGUGACAUGUGCAAAUAAUCUGCAUAAUAACUGGCUGAAUAUGGAUGGGUGCCAGGCAGCAGCAUCUGGGGAGCAUUCCCUUGGAUUAUUUUAUUUAUUUACUGCAUUAAUAUAGCUGUCUCGUGAUGACUUCUCUGAGUGGCUCGCAAAGCAAAAAAUUAAAUAAAACACAACACUAAGCUACCAUAUAAAGCAAUGAAAUGAUAACAAAUUAAUUUUAAAAACCGCAUUGAAAUACAAUUAAAAACCCAGUGGGUAGCAUCCACUGUAGUCUAUGCAUUGCUAACCUUGGGAAUACUACUCUGUGCUCUGUGUGGCGCUAUCCUUGGGCCUGGUCCAGAAGCUCCAGUUAACUACAGCAAGAAGCAACAAGACUGCUGGCAGGGGCAGAUGGCCAACAGCAUGUGGCUUCUCUGCUAAAAUACCCUGGUCAGCUACUAGACCAGGUUCAACUUUCUUGUAUUCAUAAGCAAAGCCCUGAACAAGUUGGGUCCAGGUACCUUAACGACCACCUGAGCCUUUAGAAUCUAGCUCAAUCACUGAUAUCAUCCAGAGGAGCACUGUUAGCUGCCCCCCCCCAUGCAGACCUGGCCCACCCUUGAGGCAGGGUGAGGUGACUGCCUCAGGCGGCAGGAUCCACAGGGGCAGCAGAUCCUGAUGUAGAUCUUCACUCGCCCUUUGUUCCUGAUGCAGAUCUUCACUCAACUCUUCUUCCCUGGUGGGGAAGGGAGUCUCAUUUUGUGGUUCACCUCAGGUGCCAAAAGGUCUUCAGCCAGAAGAAGCUUCAACUAGAAGUCAGGCAUUUAGUCUCACCAGUUCAUUGCUGAGGAAUACUCUUCUAGCUAGACUUGCCAUAUUCCCAAAGGGGGAAAUCUGGACAAAGUUGUUGACCCUUUUUUUCCCUUGGGGGCGGGGGGAGUUGUUGAGCUUUUCUUGAGAGGGAUUUUUAAAGCAUUUUUGCCCUAGUUGUCAUAUGUCUGGGUUUCCCUAGAUAUUUGAUGAUUCAUCAAUAAUCCACCUGGAUGCCAUUUUGACACUCCAAUUCCUGGACAUAUCUGGGAAAACCCAGACAUAUGGCAGCCCUACUUCCAGCAGAAAUUCAGCACACAUCCUCACAGCUAAUUUUCAGACAUCUCUUCAAGACCUUUUUAUACUGACAGGCCUGUUCAGUUGUUCAAACUAUUCCAAGAUGAACCAGCUAUUUUUAUGUAACAUCUUUUUUAUGUUACAUUUUAUUGUACUUGUAUACUGCCCUGAUAUUUUAUGUGAUGGGGUGGCCUAUAAAUAUUUUUAUAAGUAAAAAUAAAUAUAUCCAUGCCUUUAUCCUGAAAAGGAUUGUUUCUUUGCAUCAAAAUAUUGCCUAUUGAAGAGCACAAGAAUAGAAGGGUUCUUGUACUCUUGCAGGCUGACUCCAUAUGAAGAAUCAAGCAUAGAAUAUUUAUUUGACCAUCUUAGUCUGCACACAGGGGGCAAAAACCGGGUUAUAAAAUGACUUAGAAGAACAGUAAUAUUUGGGGUGUUUUUAUCAGCUGGAAAGAUUUGUUGAACACACUAAGAUUUGUUCUUCCAACCUGAAAGAAAUUGUAAAUUGCAACCCAUGGCCAUAGACCAUCUAUGCACUGUCAGCCAUAAUAUACAGAGGUAAAUUAAUGAGUGCAUAGAGACUAUUUUUCUUCUCUAGAUAGAAAUGGGCAAGCCCAGCAGGUGUAUUUGAGACUGCCUUGUCGAUAUCUUAUGACUGUGACAUUCACGGGGUUAAUGAAUUAUUCUGGUGCCGACUACAUACGCAGACUAAGGCCCCAUCUGUAAUAUACAUUUAAAGCAGUCACGGUUUAUCCCAAAGAAUCUUGGGAACUGUAGUUCAAUCAAUCAAUCAAUCAAUCAAUCAAUCAAUCAAUCAUUUUAUUUGUAUGCCACUUCCCAAAGGUAAAACCAUGCUCAAGGCGGCUUACAACAUAUAAAAAAUUGCAAAAUUACAAACAUAACAAAAUAAUCAGAAAAAUAAAGCACAUGACCAAACUAAUCAAAAGGUACACAACCAAAUUGAACAAUUUCUGCAUAAAUCUAAAAUAAAGAUAAAAAACAAUAUCAAUGACAGCAACAACUCUCAUCUGUCCAGCUGGGUAUUUGUUUUCUUAAAAAAGGAAAAUAGUGAAUACCACCUGAAACUUCAUUACUUCCUACGUAAAGGUGACUUUUAAAACUUAGUAAUACUGUGCUUUCUAUGGCACUUGAAGCAGUAGCCCACUAGAGGGAACUGGUGAUGCUCUGAAUGGGCAGAGCUGGGAAGAGAAGAGGGUGCAACUUACAGCUGCCAAAGAACUUUGGCUUCACAAUGAACGCUUUGUUCCUUGCACGGAAGCAACGCUAAAUCACACAGGGCGAGCAUGUGGUUGCCAGCCACCCAUUUCCUAUAGGGACCCUUACCAUUUCCGAGCCCCUCCGUCCCACCUCCCUGAUCUCAUAUCCUUGCCUCCUCAGGCCUUCCACCCACACCCCUUGUUCUCUCCAUGGCCCCUCCUAGUUCUCCUGUGCAACUCCACAUUAUGCCUUCUCUCCUGGCUCAUGUGCCAGUUUCUGUGGUCUGCCACGCUUUCUCUCCCACCCACGCCUCUUUCCUCUCUUACCCUCUUCACCCCUUCCUGGCCAGUCAGCCCUUUGAGACUUUCCUUUCUUGCUCUGACUUAGAAUCAUAGAAUCUUAGAGCUGAAAGGGACUCAAGGGCCAUCUAGUCCAAACCCCUGCAAUGCACCCCCUCCUUCUUCUCCAUGAGCACUCCACCUAGCCUCACUGCCCAUCUCUUGCUGUUCCACUUAUCUGCCUAGUGGUGUUGUGCCUUGCACACACCACCCCCUGUCCUGUCUUAAGUCUAGGGAUACUUACCUUUUACAUGUUUAUUUGGGUUAAAGGAAUCCAUUUUAUUUGGAAUCCAUUAAGUGAAUGGAUGUGGGGAGCUGGCAAAAGCAUCAUUGCUCUAUCCUAACCUACAUGCAUUCAUUUUAACCAGUACUGAUAUGCCCCCAUACAUAUAGCGAGAGAUGUAGAGAACAUUUGGAACUCAGGAAAGCUGAUGCUUCUGAGCAAACAGCAAGGAUAGCCAAGGUGGUGCCCUUCACAUGUUGUUGGACUUUAGCUCCUAUAAAUCCCAGUAAGCAAGGUCAGGGAUGAUGGGUGUUGUAGUCCGAUAACAUCUGGAGGACAGCAACUUGGCUACUUUUGCUGCUCCCCUAUCAUGGAUUCAUUUUCCCCAUAUGAACAUCAGUAAGGCACUUGCAGUGUCCUGUCUUUGACCUCCACCUGCUUUUGAACCUUUUCUAUCCAGCAUGAUAUGUCCAUACUCUGUAAUCUUAUUCUUGCCCAAUGAAUUUUCCUUUACAGUGUACUCUUUUUUAAAGAAAUAAACAAUAAACUACUGUACUGCAUUAGUAGUAAAGUAAGGACAGCCAGCUUAUUUACUCUGAAGGGCUACACUCCUCUCCAGUCUGGAGGCCAAAGAACAUUUUGCUGCACAAACAAAUUCUCUUCUCCUCUGUGCUCCCCUGCUGCCCAGAAAGCUCAAGUUCCAUAAUAGUUUUGACACCCUUUUGUAAUAAGAGCCCCCUAUCCAAUAGCACAUUGCCUGCAGAUAUGUACAUUACAUAUUGCUAUUGCUGUACAUUGAAUAGAAAUAUUAUUUAUUUGUGUAUAUGAAUCUAUUACAAAAACAAAACAAGUUUUUUAACUGGCCCUAGGUAGUAGGGAGGUAUGCCCACCACAAAUUUUAAAAUUAAUUACAACAAACGCUCCUUUAAAAAAGAAAAGAAAAGAAAAGUGGAUUCUUUGCCUUGUCGUAGCAAUAUUGUUGUAGUUCUUUUAGGCAAUAAUGCUCCCCCAAAACACACAAACACACACCAAAUAGUUUUAAAAUACAGGACUUUUGGCAAUUUACGGUAAUCUUCUAUAUAUCCAAGAGCGAGCCACUGAACUUUGCUGCAACCACACACACCUACAGAAAUGUGAAAAUAUGUUGCUGUCUUGAUAUCUGGCACACACACAAAGGAGCUGGGAAUCUCCUGUGAUUUGUGGGGAAUAGGGGUGUGGUCAGCAGGCACUGCCUGUGAGGGACACAGCAGCCGAAAAGGGUUUGCAGUAAGCCUUUCUGUGGUCAGGCUGUAAGACCUGUACUGUUUCUGCUUUCCCAAAGUGAAUGAUGUUUCAUUCAACAUCAGGAGUGUUAAGUGAUGUGCAGGAAGUGUGUGUGUGUGUGUGUGUGUGUGUGUGGAGAGAGAGAGAGAGAGAGAGAGAGAGAGAGCUGUCAAAGCCCCUUCAUGUCUGGAUGAAAACAUUUAAGCCUCCUGUGCAUAACAGGAAAAGGAAACCAUUUGGUCCAAGUCUUCCAACUCGCUUAUAUAUAUAUAUUUUAUUGCAAAGCAUUUUUGUUCCCCUCCUUCCUGCCUGUUUGUCAACAGAUGUAUGCUGGAGGGAAGCCAGUCUUUGGGGGCUGUGUUUUCAACGGAUACAGCUUCAGCAAGAAAGACCUGCUGAAGCAGAUCAACCAAGUUUGCCUUGACUGCAAGAUGGGCCACUUCCUGCCACAGAGCUUCAAAUUUAGGUAAAACAGGAAGUCCAAGGCAAGGGGAAGAUGGGAAUGGGGACAGGGGAGGCAGUGUCAUGCAGAGGUCUGUGUUUGCAACAAGAACUGGACGAACUGGUCACUGUGACCAGAGAUGAGAUGUUAUAAGAAGAAUGAUGUGCCCAUAAACUCCAUUGUUAGCUGUUCUUGCUGCUAAGUAGAUAACUAGAGCAGGGGUAGCCACUGGGAUACCACCCAGAUGUUAUUUAUGUAUUUAUUUCAUAACAUUUAUACACCACUUGAUUGUAAAAAUCCAACUGACAGGAUGUUCUUGGACUACAACUCCCAUCAGUCUCAGACAACUUGGCCAAUGGUCAGGGAUGAUGGGAGUCGUAGUUAAAGAACAUCCAGGGGUACCAUGUUGGCAACUCAUGAACGAGAUGGAUAAUUUUAAAAAAGAAAAAAGGUUGAAUGCUAAAUUCUUCCUUCUGUGUUUCAGGUUCCUAACAUUAGGCCUGUUGACUGGUUAAGUUUUUAGAGUUGUAUCCAAAGCUAGUUCUCAGAGUUGGUGUUUGUUAGCCCAUUAAGUUAGUGGGCAUGAAUAAUUUAGGUUUCUUAAUUUGAAUUAGUCUACUUUCAGUAGAACUUGGAAGUCAGUUGGAUACUUGUUGUUGCUUAUUCAAUGUAAUCAAUGCAUUUUGUUUACAUAAAUCUGCAUAUUACCAAAUCUUUAAUUUUUUUAGCCUGUUGAAGUUUCCAUUAAGAAUGAGAGAAAUGAACUUUUGGGUUAAUAGACUUGCAUCACUUAGGAAAGGGCACCAUCGUUUUCUUUUUUACCCAAAUGCCAAAUGCAGUUCAGUGUACGCAUGUGUACCACACUGGGGCAAAAAAAAUCCUUAUUUCACAAGUGCACUAAUGGAGCCUAAGCAGGUGAUGACUGACCUGGAAUGAGACCUUGGAAAUGAAAUGAAAAUAAAACUGUCAGUGUUAUAAUGCCAUUAUACAAAUCUGUGGUGAGACCAUACUUGGAAUACUGGGUACAGUUCUGGUUGCCUCACCUCCAAAAGGAUAUUGUAAAGUUGGAAAAGGUUCAGAAAGGGGCAAAGAACAUGAGCAAGCCCUAUGGAACAAGCAAAGCAGGUGUAUAUGUAGAGGAAUAUAAGAUUAUUAAGUGUGGAGAAAGUGCUACCAUGGGCCACCAACUUGGAUGGCUUUAAAAGAGGAUUAGACAAAUUCAAAUUUGUGUAAGAUAAUGCUGCCAAUGGCCAUGAUGGCUGCAUUAUAACUCCACAAUUGGAUGCAUUAUGCCUUUGAAUGCUAGUGCUGGGAAUCGUAAGGUGGUGGUGGUGGGGAGUUCUAUUGCACUCAGGUUCUGCUUGUGGGCUUCCUGAAGUUAUCUAGUUUGCCACUGCAAAGCAUCUAGUUCGCCACUUGAUGGACCUUUGGAAAAUAAGCAGAGAGAAAAAUAAAUUUGAGAUUUGCCCAUCCAUACCCCUUAAAUAUCUCUUAAACUUGUAGGGGUCAAUGUAACAGACUGAAUUACAACACAAGUUCCAUCCAUUCUUUAUUAUAGCGCCUUUCUUUUCCUACUCCUUCUGCAUUCUCAUCCCCUUUUCAUCCGUAAUGUGGCUUUGGAGCCUAACUUCCCUUGCACAAAAGAAACAGCGCAUGUUCGCAGAAUGGGGCUUCUGCAGCCCUCUUGAGAGUCUGUUGUUGAUGUUUGAGGGGGAGCUGUCUGCCCCCAUCUUGUUUCCUUUCCUUUCCAUUAUUCCCAGCCCAUCUUUGUAUGACUCUGCGGUGCUGCGUAUUUUCCAUCCUACUCUGUAUUCCAGUUGCGUGUCCUAUACUCUAUGGACAACCCAAAUUGAGGAAACUGAAGGAAAGACACAACUGCAUCAAAUGGACACAUGUUCCCCAAAUGUGCUUAAUUCAUUUUGAACUGCCUCUCCACCCCACCCCUGGAAUUUAUUCUGGAACUAGUGACGCGGCCUUGAUUAUCCAUCAGCGAUGUGAGGCUGUCCCUACCUGCCAGUCCUGUGCUUUGGUGCGUAUUAUUUUAUGUCAUGUGGGCGCCUUUAGCAGCAACUCCAGUGCCGAGCAAGAUUUACAGUCUGUUUUUAGCAGCUCAGGAGACUGGAGGAAGAAAGUCCAUUCAAAGCAUGUGCUCAAUGGAUGGAUAUAGCAUCAGCUCCACUACAGUCUGUUAAACCAUUUGCCAGGGGUGACUAAUGGCUGUUCAUUCCUGUGGUAUUCUCCGCAGUCACGUUCAAGAAGGCUAGAGUCUUAUUACUGGAGCGACACUGAUAUCUGGGAGCAACAUGACUUCAUUCUGUUCCUCCCUCCACCCCAUAAACUAGCUACUGUUGGAAUUUAAACUAUAGCGCAGUGUCAGAUUCCUAGACCAAGGGCUGUGGACUCUGACUUUGCUAGAAACUCAUUGUCUUUAUGUGUAGGAAUUCUAAGGGUGAGAUAUUUCACAUCCUAAAUAUAUGGCACCACUGUUGUGUUCCCUCUACUUUGAAGUACUUCGAAGCACACAUACACACAGUGCCAGGCAUCUCAGAGUCUUUAAAGAAAGCAGGCACAACCCAUUGUUAAGCCCUGUUGAAAUAAAUGGGACUCAAGUUAAGUCAUGUCCACCCCAUCAUCACUUUCACUGGGAUUUAGUCAUGAUGACUAAUGUUUUGAUGGAUUGUGGCUGUGGAGUCUAGGAACUGAUCCAUUCCCUGCUGAUAACAAGAUGCCUCUGUGUGAACUGGAGGGAUUAGGAAACCCUUUAUGCGUCACUGGAACUUGCUUGUGAUCUUAACUAACAUACACUGAAGAAUGAAGUAAAGAUAAGAGGGGAAGUCAGGAAGCAUUUUCACCCUGGUUGCAAAUAUCUGUUCUCUCUGUAAAAUAAUCGAAAUAUCGAAAGAAAGGAAGUGGGAUUUGGUGCUUUCAGUGCAAUAUUUUCCUUCAUGACUUCUUCCAUAAACAUUCCAUGAACAUUUGUAGGAUCAGGGUCCUGUUUGCUUUUUACAAUCACUGACCAAUGAAUCUAAUCCUAUCUCUAGAAGCACAGUAAUAUUUAAUAUAUUCAUAUAGACUAUACUCAUUCAUAUAUCCACAUAUGAUCCACAUAUAUUCAUAUAGCAUAUACACAUUUUUCUAUCAAGUCUUGGCAAUAUUUUCCAAAAGGUGGUAGUUAUAGACAUUCCUUAUUUUAAGAGAUCUGAUAUCUAAAGACCACCUGAGCCAUCAUCAAACAAUAUUGUAUCGGAACUAGCACUUUCAGUAAUAUAGAGAAAACAUGCGAUAGCCUCUCUUUUUAUUGAAACUCUGUAAUGGUAACAUACCAAGUCCUCCCCCAAAAAAACCUUUGUAUUACAGGUCUAAAUUCUCAACUCAUCCAUCUCAAGAUAGCCAGUGCUAAGGGAAUCUACUACUGUAUUGCACUUUGCUCAAUAGUAUAGCAAAACUUGCUCUCUGUUCAUAGCAAAGUGCCGUAACUGUAUUUCAUCUACCGGCUUGAAAUGAGCCCUUUCUGCAGCCUUAUUCAGAACUCCUGAUGUCUGGACAAGGGAUGGAGUUCAUAGACUCAUAGUUGGAAGGGAAUAUGAGGAUCACCUAGUCCAAACCCCUGCAAUGCAGGAAUCUUUCGCCCAAUGUGGGGCUUGAACCCAUGGCCCUGAGAUUAAUAGUUUCAUGCUCUACUGAGUGCCCCUUUAGACCAGUGCCAUUGAUACCACCCAUGCAGCACCCAUGGGGGGGAAAAUGAGAAACCAGCUUCAGGGAGAGUAGACAUGUAUAUGGACUGGAGUCCAGGAAGUCAAUUAGCUGGGUGUAAAUGAGAGAGGAUCACAAAUAUUAACAAGUGGAGAGGAAGAUCAAUGGAUAAGGAAGAACUGGCAGCCAUUUGGGCAAAGAUAUGAAAAUGAAGAAGGCUAUGGCCAACUGCACUUUCCUCUUUCGUAUAGGCAUUAAUGUGGAAGAGCUGGCAGUGGGAGAGCAAUAGCACAUGAUGAGCAUGACUUAACUUUAUUUCUUGCCAAACAUAUUUUGGCAAUUAACACUUUUGUUGAGCUGAGGGUCAAAAAUAACUGCAGGUGUGUGAACAGUCAAUGAGAGGAGUUGCAUUAAAAAAAAACCAACAACAGUCAAAUGAUCAUGUCCGGAAACUAAGAGGAGUGAAAGUAAGGCCAACAAGUUAGCAACUUGCAGAUAUUGUUGAGUUGAUGCUAUUUAUUAUUGUACAGCUUACCCUAAGCAGGGCAAUGAUCUGAGUCCAACCAAUGACUCACAGAUAUAUGAAAACAUAGCAGCUGUGUUCCUUUUUGUGCCUGCCACUAUGAACUGCCUGGGGUUGGGGGCAGGAAAGCAGGCUGAUGGCCUGUCAAAUAGGAUGCAUUCGACAUAGCAAAGGAAUGCUAGAAAGCAGCAGAAAGGAAAGUCUGUUGCUCAAAGGUCAGCAAGACAAAACUCUGGCACUGGCUUUCAGGAAAAGUUGAAGGUAGCUGAAUUUGUUACAAGGAGCACCAUUUUUAAAAACACGCACACAUACCACAUUCUGUCCUCUGCUCAGAUGACUAAGUGUUUAUAGUGAAUAAUCAAUAUAUUUCUUGUUAAAACAAGGCAGUUCAUAGGAGCGAGAGGAAGUUACACACAAAACACUCCAUCAAAAGGCAAACAGGCAAAACAAGUGAGACCAGCAACAAAAUGUUGCAGUCGGGAGUGUUCCUGUAUCUGUUCAGGAUUCCACCUGGCUCAUGAUUCAUGCGCCAGACCUCUGUACCACAAAGUGAAGAGUGAGAGUGCAGAAACUGCUCUUUAACACAAGAGAGUCUCGUUCAUGCAGUCAUCAUAGUACUGCUGUGCAUUAAAUGCAGAGCUAUGGGGGUUGCACACAUGGCCCUCUCCCUUCUAGUAGGGAUAGACAAACCUGUCAAUAUUGGUUUAUCUCUGUUUCUCAUGUUUCCAACCUUAAAUUCAGUUCUCCAUAUUUCCAUAUCUGUUUGCAAUUUUAAACCCUCAUGAAAAUUCACCAGUGGAUUUAUCCUAAUCCACACAUUCUUUCAAAGCAUUUUCCUCUAACAUGAUGCAUUUUAAUGUUAUUUUCACUUAUAUGCAUUUUAAUGCACAUUUUACCCUAGUGAAUUCAUCUUUUAUAAACAUUACUGACUGGAGAACUCCACUGCAAAAUUCAAAGAAGAGUAGAUUAUGAUUUGCAUAUUGUUUGGGGAAAAGUGAGUUAGGGAGAUUUUCCCCUUUAUGUGUGAACUGGAACACAAUUUCUCCCCAUUCCUAUCUUCUAGUGUUAAAAAAGUUACUAACUGGAGCAGACAAGUGGUGAAUUGGUGGCAGCAGCUGGAAGAGGGGCAGAGGAGUAAGACUGGGACAAGUGGAGCAUGAUGUGUUAUAUGUUGAACCUUGAUUGCUGGUUCAGACUCCAUGCAGGUUAUAUAUACAAGUUAAACAACAGGGUUAUAUAGAGCACCCUGAUAGGUCUGUUGAUUCUGCAAAGUUUCUGCUAGUCCAAGGGAAGUGAAAGAAGGAAAAGUUUUGUUUGCGCUUAAGUGAAUAGUGCACAGUUAAUUCCCUGUAAGAAUACAACAUGCAGGAUCUGGGCAGCUACCUCCUGACUAAUUACUUUCUUGACUGAUAUGGUGAGACAAAACUGUACCCGUUGCCUUGGCUCUGUGAUUGGCAUAUGGUCUUUGUCUGGGCCAGCUCCAGGUUGGCAUGGGCCCUCAAGGUGGACAGCUCUGGCUCCUCUUGCCCUCCCAUCCUCUGUCCUAUGUUUGCUACUGGUGGAAAGGCAAGCAGGGCGGGACAGCCCCACCCACAGUGGACAAGGGGUGGAAACUGUAGUAACAAAACCAGUGCCAUGGGUGGAGGAAGCAGAAGCUGUGGCAUGGCUAGCAAGGUGAGGAGAGUGGCAGGGAGGUGGUGCAAGGUUGUUGGCAGCUGCCCUGCAAUGCUGCCUGGUGUCACCAGGCUUAGCAUCAGCUAUAUCAUAGGAACAUAAGAGGAGCAGGCCAGUGACUAAUCUUUUCCAGUGUCCUCCUCUCAUAGUGGCCUAUGUGAAGCCCACAAAGAGGACCUGAGCACAACAGUGGAGGUAGAACAUAGUCACCAGAGUCAGAAGCUAUAGAUAGCCUCAUCCUCCAUGAGUUUGUCUAAUCCUCUUCUGAAGCCAUCCAUGUUGGUGGCAAUCAUUGCUUCCUUUGGGAGCGAGUUCCAUAGUUUGAUUAUGAAAAGGUCUGUCCUGAAUCUUCCAACAUUCAUAUUCAGUGGAUGCUCCCGAGAGGGAGAAAAACCUUUCUCUAACCACUUUCUUCACACCAUGCAUAAUUUUAUCCACUUCUAUCAUUGCAGCAUACUCCCUUUAGAAAUGCGCUGCAAAUGUAGCAAUUUGGAGAAUGUGCAUUUGAGUGUCCUAUGAGAUGCCCCUCUGCUUUUUCCUUACAUUUUGUUUUCUGCAAGCGAGACAGUUAGAAACCUGCUCAAGAUUAACUUUGAUAGCUGCGGACUAUGAACAAAUGUUGUAAUGGAGGCUGAAUGUGCCUCCUGGGUCUGCUAAUGCCCAGCCUGCUGUAUGUCCGUACGGUCCAAUAGGAAGAUGUGUAAUGCAUUUGGCUGUCUUAAGCAUCCCAGACAGCAGAAUGUAACAAGAACAAAAUUGCCUUGCUAAUAAGGCCUUAAAUCCAGAGGAGGCUAAAGAACCUGGGUAUUCAGUGUGUCUUUCAGUUUAUGAUGGAUUGUGGAUUGCACAUUUAUUGUAAGUAAGCCCCUGCCUUUCUCCUGGUCUGCAUAAUCGGCCGUAAUAAAUUAUUGGGGAGCCACAAGUCCCCAUUCCUAAAUUGCAUUCACGCUUGUGCAGUUGGUCAACGUCUCUGUCCAUUGCUGUGAAUAAUUGAGCAUGGUGACACACACUGGAACUUUGCUAAUAGUUAAAAUGAUUUUUGAAUUAAAUCAAGUAAUGGAAGAAACAAGGAAAUGGCCUGUAAAUCAUGUCCAGAUCCCAAGGCGUUUGAACCUUUGCUGCUGCCUGUUUGGAAGUUUUUACAAACAGCCCUUGACAUAUAUUGCUUUUGUGGAGUUCCCCAGCAUGAACCCCCUCCAUCCCUUUGAAAUAAAGAGCAGCACUUGAGACCUGUACUCUGAGUUGCUAGUGGGAGAUUCUGCACAAAGAUCUUGGCAGCACUGUGAAGGCACAAUUUAUUAUUCCUCCUGCCCCAGUGCUAGGACUCAAGCCCGCAACCUCAGGUAUUGACUUCCUCUGGUGCUGUUGCACUGAUGAUCCUGUCUCAGCCCACAUAUGAUGCAGUCAGAAUGCAUCUCUAGUGUAGGUGGGGAGAGGAGCUGGACUAUUCCUGUCCUUUCAGUGCAGUAUAUGUGACACAGUUGGUCCAGAGGAGUGGUUCCGAGUAUAGGAUCAGCAGCCCAUCAUUAUUUCUGCCACUGAAACAAACUGAAAGGACUGUGGUCCUAGGCUUUUCAAAUAUCCUUUGAAAAAACCAGAGAGGGUUAAUCUUUUCAUUAUGGCACUCAUUUCUUAGCCACACUUUAUCACUCCAUCACUAAACCUUUCAAGCAAUGGUAUUUACUUAGCUGGAUUUUCUAGCUCACUUUUUCCCAAGGGCUUGGGAAAUCAAUUGCACUAAAAUCAGAUUUUAUUCUUUUUUGAGAAAGAGAGAGAGCUAUAGAAAUACCAAAAUUCAAUUUCAGAAUCAUAUCUCAGGGUGGAAGAACACACUGUGUGAAUAUACAUCUAACAAAAGUCCAAGAGGCAGCUUCAAGAGGUGGAUUUGGGAUGGAGAAGCAGUGUGUGUAUGUGGGGUGUGUGUGUGUGUGUGUGUGUGUGUACAGUGUACGUGCAGCUUUCCAGACCUCAAAGAUUUCACCCAACUCAACUGGGAAUGGACCCUCGCUCAUUAAACUGCUACCGGUUGAUGCACAUUUAUAUGAGCCUGUUCUGCUGCCAAUACAACUAUAUCACUCUAUUCAGUGAUGUACUUUGGAUAUAUAUGAUCCCUGUUAGCUGUUUUCUAGUAGCUGCCUUACAGCUGUAAUCUGCUGGGCUUGAGCAAGCAGUCAGGUUUAUGGUUUAAAUGUAUCUCUCCACCAAAAAUAUUUGAGAAUGAAAAAUGAUGGAGCUAAUAUAAGAGAAUUGUGAGCCAACUUUCAGACUUAGCAAGAGAUCUGUGUGCAGGUGGGCCUUUUAAUGGGCUCUGCUGAGCACUUCGUUAUGUAGAGCCAUCACCCCAGUUUGCUAUAAAGAAUUUUCCCCUAUUGCUUUUGCCGUUUCAAAAUUAAUUUUCUUGUAAAGCCACACUGCCUUAUCUUGAGGUGAGAAGCAGUGUAAAGAGAAAGUAAGAGCUGUAAAAGAAGUUAGGGAAAUUGCUAAGGUUCAUGGGUACUGGGCUGACUCACUUGUUCCAGCAGUCCUAUUUUUAUAAGCUUUAUUUCCACUGCCCCUUUAAUGUACCUUUCAACUAAUACUGUCCUAUGGAGGAACUUCCUUCCCAGUACAGCUAUAACAAGUACAACAGAAAUUCAGAAUCCAGGAACUUUAGUCACCACUGCUUUUAUACUAUGAAUCGUGGAACCUUGUUCCCAGUGGGAUAUUGAGCAAAUCCACCAGGUUAGAUUAAGCAUGGGGCUCCUGUUUAAAUCAGAUGAUCCCAAACCAGUAGUGUAAUUCAUUCUGUUCAUAUCAAGCAUUAAAAAAUUGGUUGGAGAAUUUUUAUUGGUGACUUGGAGAAAACGAAUGUCCCUGAUUAUAGAAGAAUUGCUAGGGAAAUCUUACAAGUAAUGCUGGAUGGAAGAGUCGAUCUUCUUCUUCUUCUUUGGUGAUCAUUCAUUUGUCUUCCAUGAACACGGUCUUAACGGUGUGUCCAUAGAUGACUGUGGAGGCCAAUUCUGGAUCCACACGUCCUUCCACAUAGGUUUCCGAGCAGGAGUUGAUCUCAGGAGUUGAUCUCAGGAGUUGAUCUCAGGAGUUGAUCUCAGGCUUGCUAGAGAGGUUAAAAGCAACAAAAAAGGCUUUUAUGGGUAUGUUCGUAGCAAAAAGAAGAACAAAGAAACAGUGGGGUCACUCAGAGGAGAAGAUGGUGAAAUGCAAACAGGGGACACAGAAAGGGCUGAACUCCUCAAUGCCUUCUUUGCCUCAGUCUUCUCCGAUAAAGAAAACAAUGCCCGACCUGAAGAAUUUGGAGCAAAUGAUUCAACAGAGGAAACACAGCCCAGAAUAACUAAGGAGAUAGUACAAGAAUACUUGGCUAGUUUAGAUGUAUUCAAGUCUCCAGGGCCAGAUGAACUGCAUCCAAGAGUAUUAAAAGAACUGGCAGAUGUGAUCUCAGAACCACUGGCAGUCAUCUUUGAGAAUUCCUGGAGAACAGGCGAAGUCCCGGCAGACUGGAGGAGGGCAAAUGUUGUCCCUAUUUUCAAAAAGGGGAAAAGAGAGGACCCAAAUAAUUACUGCCCAGUCAGUCUGACAUCAAUACCAGGGAAGAUUCUGGAGCAGAUCAUUAAGCAAACAGUCUGUGAGCACCUAGAAAGGAAUGCUGUGAUCACCAAUAGUCAGCAUGGAUUUCUGAAAAAUAAGUCAUGUCAGACUAACCUGAUCUCGUUUUUUGACAGAAUUACAAGCUUGGUAGAUGAAGGGAACGCAGUGGAUGUAGCCUACCUUGAUUUCAGCAAGGCAUUUGACAAGGUGCCCCAUGAUAUUCUUGUAAAGAAGCUGGUAAAAUGCGGUCUUGACUAUGCUACCACUCAGUGGAUUUGUAACUGGCUGACUGACCGAACCCAAAGGGUGCUCAUCAAUGGUUCCUCUUCAUCCUGGAGAAGAGUGACUAGUGGGGUGCCACAGGGUUCUGUCUUGGGCCCGGUCUUAUUCAACAUCUUUAUCAACGACUUGGAUGAUGGACUCAAGGGCAUCCUGAUGAAAUUUGCAGAUGACACCAAACUGGGAGGGGUGGCUAACACCCCAGAGGACAGGAUCACACUUCAAAACGACCUUGACAGAUUAGAGAACUGGGCCAAAACAAACAAGAUGAAUUUUAACAGGGAGAAAUGUAAAGUAUUGCACUUGGGCAAAAAAACCGAGAGGCACAAAUACAAGAUGGGUGACACCUGGCUUGAGAGCAGUACAUGUGAAAAGGAUCUAGGAGUCUUGGUUGACCACAAACUUGACAUGAGCCAACAGUGUGACGCGGCAGCUAAAAAGCCAAUGCAAUUCUGGGCUGCAUCAAUAGGAGUAUAGCAUCUGGAUCAAGGGAAGUAAUAGUGCCACUGUAUUCUGCUCUGGUCAGACCUCACCUGGAGUACUGUGUCCAGUUCUGGGCACCACAGUUCAAGAAGGACACUGACAAACUGGAACGUGUCCAGAGGAGGGCAACCAAAAUGGUCAAAGGCCUGGAAACGAUGCCUUAUGAGGAACGGCUAAGGGAGCUGGGCAUGUUUAGCCUGGAGAAGAGGAGGUUAAGGGGUGAUAUGAUAGCCAUGUUCAAAUAUAUAAAAGGAUGUCACAUAGAGGAGGGAGAAAGGUUGUUUUCUGCUGCUCCAGAGAAGCGGACACGGAGCAAUGGAUCCAAACUACAAGAAAGAAGAUUCCACCUAAACAUUAGGAAGAACUUCCUGACAGUAAGAGCUGUUCGACAGUGGAAUUUGCUGCCAAGGAGUGUGGUGGAGUCUCCUUCUUUGGAGGUCUUUAAGCAGAGGCUUGACAACCAUAUGUCAGGAGUGCUCUGAUGGUGUUUCCUGCUUGGCAGGGGGUUGGACUCGAUGGCCCUUGUGGUCUCUUCCAGCUCUAUGAUUCUAUGAUUCUAUGGUGAGGGUUUGCCAAGCAUGCCUUCCUCUUAGCACAUUCCUCCCUUUCAUCCUGAGUUCAAACACCUUCAAAGUCUGUGACAGGUGUUUAGUGACUGCAAAUCUAGCUGCUAACACUCACAACCAGUCACACUAGCAAACAAAUCCAUCCCAUGGUGCUUGCCAAAUCUGACGUUGCAUUUUUGAACAGAUGUUGUUCACUUCUGUGUGCAGCAUCCAGAUGUGUAUGAUGCACAUUUGGUGCCCUGUAAUAAAAGACGAACUUGUGAAAAGCCAGAAAAAAAUGUAAAACAAAGGUGGUGACAUAUAUUAAAUUAAACAGAUUAAAGAUGUGGCGUCCUGGCAAGCAUUGAACUAUAGCAUCCCUACCUUCUUACAGAUCCAGGUCACAAUACAAAUAAAUAAAUGGGUAAAUUUGGAAUAUCCAAUUCAUUUUGGUGCUAAUAGCUUUCUUUGUCCCUCUGUCACUGGUCUUCAGACUGGCCCUGUUGUUAAGGUGAUGAGCUAAGUUAACAUAUUAGAGUAACAUAAAGACGAAUCUUUGCCAAAAUAUAUUUCUGUGUCACCUUCUCUCUCAAAAUUAAAAGACCUAUCUCUUUAGCGCCAUAAAUUAUUGCCUCUGUACCCAUAACCCCACUUAAACUAAACAUCGGUAGAACUAGCCUUUUGCAAUAGACAUUUUCUUUUGUACACCAAGGCCCCAGGCUUCAUAGAAGGAUGGGUCACAGGAGUGAAUUACUUUGCUGACCCUCCAGGGAUUUCUGCUGGUUCUUAUCUAACCCAAUUGUAAACGGAAUCUUUCUUAGACUUUGUGCAGGGAUAAGAAAAAAGAAAUUAAUGGUGUCCCUUUAGAUCAAGAUGCAAUCCCUUGCCUUUAUUUGGUAGACAACUUGCAAGCAAAGGAGCACAAGUUCGAAAGAAAACAAGAGUCAUUGCUGUAAUCUUUCUCUCUUUAAAAGGUGUGGAUUCUGUUGGGUAUGUGACUUUAGCUGUGAGGACCAAAGUCUAAGAGGAGCUUUCCUAGAGUGCAGGUAGUUAUGAGAGGCUUCAAGAUCUUCCAUGAAUCAGUGGAAGAUUAAAUACAAAUUAACCGGAUUAAAUGCAGGCAAUACCAUCUUCACAACUGCAUACAAGGAAGGAUGUCAACCAGCAUGCCUUCUGCCAUCAUUACUGCUCUGUGAUGGAAGUAGCUGGCGCCGAAUAAAAUUUGCAUUGUGUAGGCUCCUUAGCUAUACAGGAGAGGCGUCACCUUUUGAAUCUGGCAGUCUCUGUCCAUUACUGCUUCCAGUUUAGCUUUGGCAGAGAUUAGGAACACAGGAAGCUGCUUUAUACUGAGGCUGCCCAAUGGUCCAUCUAGCUGCUUACUGCCUGCUAGAAUCAUAGAAUCAUAGAGUUGGAAGAGACCAUAAGGGCCAUCGAGUCCAACCCCCUGCCAAGCAGGAAACACCAUCAGAGCACUCCUGACAUAUGGUUGUCAAGCCUCUGCUUAAAGACCUCCAAAGAAGGAGACUCCACCACACUCCUUGGCAGCAAAUUCCACUGUCGAACAGCUCUUACUGUCAGGAAGUUCUUCCUAAUGUUUAGGUGGAAUCUUCUUUCUUGUAGUUUGGAUCCAUUGCUCCGUGUCCGCUUCUCUGGAGCAGCAGAAAACAACCUUUCUCCCUCCUCUAUGUGACAUCCUUUUAUAUAUUUGAACAUGGCUAUCAUAUCACCCCUUAACCUCCUCUUCUCCAGGCUAAACAUGCCCAGCUCCCUUAGCCGUUCCUCAUAAGGCAUCGUUUCCAGGCCUUUGACCAUUUUGGUUGCCCUCCUCUGGACACGUUCCAGUUUGUCAGUGUCCUUCUUGAACUGUGGUGCCCAGAACUAGACACAGUACUCCAGGUGAGGUCUGACCAGAGCAGAAUACAGUGGCACUAUUACUUCCCUUGAUCUAGAUGCUAUACUCCUAUUGAUGCAGCCCAGAAUUGCAUUGGCUUUUUAGCUGCCGCGUCACACUGUUGGUUCAUGUCAAGUUUGUGGUCAACCAAGACUCCUAGAUCCUUUUCACAUGUACUGCUCUCAAGCCAGGUGUCACCCAUCUUGUAUUUGUGCCUCUCAUUUUUUUGCCCAAGUGCAAUACUUUACAUUUCUCCCUGUUAAAAUUCAUCUUGUUUGUUUUGGCCCAGUUCUCUAAUCUGUCAAGGUCGUUUUGAAGUGUGAUCCUGUCCUCUGGGGUGUUAGCCACCCCUCCCAGUUUGGUGUCAUCUGCAAAUUUGAUCAGGAUGCCCUUGAGUCCAUCAUCCAAGUCGUUGAUAAAGAUGUUGAAUAAGACCGGGCCCAAGACAGAACCCUGUGGCACCCCACUAGUCACUUUUCUCCAGAGAGCUUUAGAGAGCUCCAGAGAGUCUAUUCCAGACUACCUGGAAAUGUUGAGGAUUGAACCUAUGAUAUUCUGCCUGCAAAGCUAUGGUCUCUUCCUUUCAGGAUGGCCCCAGAUAGACUGAACCUACCCACUACUUUUCCGGGAUAGGCCUGGUCCAAAAGUCCAACUAGACCAGCAUUCCAUCUUCCACAGUGGCCAACCAGAAGCUUCUGGGCAGCCUAUAAAUGAUGUCCUUCAGUUUCUUAAACCUCCUGGGAGGUUUAACAUUGUCCUCUUUCUAUGCUCCUCCUGAUGGAAACAUGCAGAUGCGGACAGAUAUAACCCCUGCUUUAAGUCAUUUAAAUAUUGUCUUUUCUUGUAUAUUAUUUACCACUUAGCUCAAUGACUAAGCUCUUUAGUGACAAAAUGUCUGAUUACUGGAAUGACGUCCGAGCACUGUACCACGGGUAUAUCACAAGUGGACUCUUUAUUACUGUGUUUGCAAUUGUUCAAGAUAAAAUCUAUUUUGGAAGGAGAAGAAAUGAGCACUGAAACACUGAUGUAAUAUAUCAUAUUACAAGUGAACUCUUUUAUUACUGUGUUUACAAUUGUUUAAGAUAAAACCUAUCAUACUUUUCUCUGUAUAUGACAAGGGUUUUUUAAAUUUAAAAAUUAUGUUAAAAAUUGUGGGUCGUCUUAUACAUGGGUGGGGGGGGCAUGGGAUUGGUUGCUGCCAUGAGCCAGAGAUUAUCACUGGCUAUUGAGCAUGUUAUUGGUGGCUGCGGCAAGGGCUGGUGAUGAUCGCCUGUUGCUGCGGCAAUUGGGCGAUUGGUGGCUUCUGCCGGUGAGGGAACAGGAGCGUAGGUCAGGCGGGUGAGCGAUUUCCGGCAAUCCCCCCUAAAAAAAAGCUCAAUAACCAUGGGCAAUCCUUCCCAAACAAAGCUCAGCAACUCUGGGCAAUCUCCCCCCAUUUCCUUAAUUUGGGGUCCCCCCAAAAUAGGGGGCAUCUUAUACAUGGGACCAUGUUAUACACGAAAAAAUAUGGUACUGUACUUUAGAAAGAAACUACUUUUGCCAAGCAGUACACUGCUUAAGAACUUGGAAGGUCCAAGUCUAAUAGCAGCUGGUGUAUGUACACUAUCAUGGUGGUUCAGACUGUAGCAGAGUGCUAAUUUUAGGGGCAGGGGGUUUCAGAGUGUUGGGCAGGCCUGUUUAGAAAAGCUCAAGAUGUAUAACGGGAGGUACAAGCUUCUGACUCCUCCCAGGGGGAGGAAUAGCUAUGACUUUUCCUCAUCCAUCAUCACCAACUAAUCAGUACAGUAUGUGCAUCUGUUUCCUGCUUCUUGUGUUGAUUGAAUUCUCAAAUUAAGAAAUAAUAAUUAAGUGAACAAGUGAAUAAUUAAGUGAACAAGCCAUAGCUUGCAUGUUCUAAAGCUCUUCCAUUUCUCCAGAGACCUUGGCAGUUAAUAGGCGAUGUUUUCAGAGGUACAUGUAUCUCAUUGUAGCCUAGCUUUUUGUAUCUCUUACCUUUGUAAAUGGUGCCUUAAACCAGUCUGAAGCAUGGAUUGCAAUAUUGGUGGAAUCAACUUGACUUACAUUUGCUGAAUCAGUUACAGGAUUCCUGUGCCCCCAAACACGAGAAACCUCUUAAGAUUAUUACUCAUCUGCAUUCAUGAGAUUUAUGCAACACUUCCUUUUGAGUGGAAGAUCUUCUGAUCUUUCUCCCUUUACUUGUGACACUGGGGUGGGUCAGGUGAUGAAAUUGAUCUCAUGUCUUGAUAUCCCUGACAAUGACUUUGUCAACUGAGAGCAGCAAGCAUUAAAUCAGGCCUGUAAAACUGGAGACCCAGCAAGCUAAACACAACACACCAGCUUUCCCUUUUGUGGCUUGCAGGUGCUUAACAACUUCCAUAGUUUGUGUAGUCCCAGGUGUGGUGCCAAACGAGUUGAUUAAGACACGCAUGAUAGGUCUGCAAGUUGCAUAUGCCUGCCAUUUAAAAAGAGAGUCAAUGUCAUUUUGUGGUGAGAGUGUUAGACUCUCAGAAUUCAAAUCUCCAUGAAACUCAUUGAGUAAAGUUGUGUUAGUCACCUACUCUCAGCCUAAGCUACCAUAUAGGGUUUCUGAGAUGAAAAAGCAGGGAAAUGUAUGCCACCCUGAUUUCCAUGGGGGAAGGGUGGGAUAAACAGGGCCUCUUCUGCAGGGGCUCCCUAUUUGUGGAAUGCUCUCCCCAGACAUGCUUGCCUGGUGUCUUCAUUACAUAUCUUCAGACGCCAAGUGAAAACAGUCUUAUUAUCCAAGGCCUUUGAUUAAGUAAACAAUCUAUGACUUUUUAAACGGGGGAGGGGGGGAGAUUGGUUUGUUGGUUUGUUUGUUAUACACAAAAGGCAGCAUUUUUUUUAAAUACUGUAAACCAUCUUGGCUGAAGGGCAAUAUAUAAAUUUAAUAAACAAAACUAAAAAUGUAGUAAAUAAUAAUUGCAACAAGUAAUAGGGAAAUGGAACUUGUCAUGAAGAAGUAAUCAUGAGUCAUUAAAUCCAAUUUAUUUCAUAAAAUGGUUUUGGCAUGUAUUAUACAUACACAGUCUAAAAUAGCUUAAUCCUGUUUUUUGUGGGUUUUUUGGUAAAUAAACCAUGCAUUAGCCCUCAGAAACUUUACUUUCCUCCUCCGGACAUGUGUGUAUAUAUGGGCUUCAAAGCAAUGGAGUGAGUAAUUGGUUAACCAGGAGGAAUUCACAACUGACACCAGAUGAGUAGACAUUUGCAACAUUGGCUUAAGAUAAAAAAAGAGAAGAAAUUAAAACUUUCUAUUAAAAACGUGCAUAAGAAGUGGUGCAGAAUACAGUACCUACAUAUGUUUAUUGACACAAACUUCUUUCAUUUCUCCUGCCAGUCCCACUUUUGAAGAUCCAAAGAAGGUCUCUGUCCCUGCCUUGGAAAGGUUUGUGUUUUUAAAUGCUGGGAUUUGGGGCUAUGAUAAUAAAAACCAAGCCCAACAUCAGCACCUGGCAUGGUGGGGCAAAUGCUGGGGUGAUUGAUGCUAGGAUUAUUUUAUUGUUAAUCGUUUUGUCAAGUUGCAAGGGUUCAGCACUCAGAUGAGAAGGGCAGGCCUGGCACAGCUGCAAUGACUGCCAUCCGCCACCCUCGGUGCCACUGGGUCCCAGCAAAGCUACGCUGGCUGUGAAGCUAUACAGGGAGCCAGAGGCAUUUUGGGGAAAGAAGAUGGUGGCCACUUCAUGCUGCACCUGGCACCUAAAAGCAAGUUGUGCCAACACAGUUGCCUCCCACAAAGCACCCACUUUCAAGACUGGCACACCUUUUCUUGUUUUUAAAAACCUGGUACUAAGAGAAAGACUGGGAGGCUACAGCAGCCUCUUCCUGUUACUGGUCAUCCCUAGUAUCCAGUAAAAUCACAACUUUUGCUCAAAUAAUUGAUCUGACAGCUUCCAUUUUCCUUUUUGGUCCUUUCUUUGCUGCUUUCUCACAUGGAAACAAGAUAAAGCUGCAAUAACCACAGAACAAAGCUAGUGUUAGCAUACCAUUAACCCCCCCCAAUGUAUUUACGUUACUUUUGUCACUGUUUUGGAAGCACCCAGGGUGAUCAUCUGACUAACUGAUUUCCUGCCAUCGUAUCUCAGUGCCCAGUUUUUGUCCAACUUAUGGUGAAUUCACAUUUUGAGCAAUUUAGCCAAUGGCUAACUUGCUCAGAGUUCCUGUUGUUGAGUUAUAGGCUGAUAUGAUAGGGGGCAAUAAUCCAUGAUGGCUUCCUGAAUCAGGAAGUGGGAAACUAUUACUAUGUGGAUGUCAUAAUUUGUGAGCUAAUCCCUUGUUAAUUGCUCACUGUCAGAGAGAUUUCUAAGCUUGUAGAUUCUCAUAGCUCUAUAUGAUUAUUACUGGCUGGGGUUUUUUUUGGGGGGGGGACAGUUAUACCAACCCAGGAUAUGCUUAUAAGCAAACUGCUAACAAGGAUGCCAAGUUAAUGGGCUCAUUUCCUCGACUAAACUGUACCUGGCUGCUUUGGCAGCUUUACAGUUUAUCGUUAGGACACAUCUUAAAUUCUCAUCUUGUCAGGAGCAUGCUAAUUUCGUUUAGGCUAUGCUAAUUCCACCCCUAUAGCCAUUUCACUUUACCUGGUAAAGGGUGAGGCUGGUUGAGAUUCUGCAGAAGAGUAAUCCUCAAUGACAGAAUGGGAGUGAGAGUAUGGAGUCUUUCCCGUGUCUUUUUCCUGUGAUGCAGUAACCGUUUUACGCUGGGGCAUGUCUGUAAAACACUAGAGGUAAUUAAAGCAUCCUUUGAAGGUACAAAAGGAUUAAAUGAGAGACCACAUAGUGUGGCAGCUGCCAUGUUGCAUUUAGACUGGGGACACCCACAUUCAAGUCCCCGAUCAGGCAUGAAGUUUAGUUGGGCCUGUCACUGUCUGUCUACAGGCUUUGGAAUCUACCUUUAAAAACAAAACAAAACCCAGAAUCUAAAGCUCUGCCUGCCCGAUCUUAGUAUAAUCUGCUUUGCAUUUUUUUUCCUAGUUAAAACUUGGGUGGUUAGAACAUUAUGUGCCACCCUGGGCUCAUUGGAGGAAACCGAAAUUAAAAUGUAGCACAUAAACAGUGGCAGAUCUUGGGGUCUCAAAUUUCAGCGGUGCCCUGUUCAACACCAAAGUUCAGCAUCCUUCUCCCUCUCGUGCUCUAUUCUAAAGUAUAGCUGUGGCGUCCCCAGCAGUGCCCCUGGGGCGCACGGGGCACCCCUCUAAAUCUGCCUCUGACAUAAAUGAAAUUGAUGCAGAGAGUCUAAAAGGCCACUUCCCAUUACUAGGACAUGUGUUUGGUGCUGAAUGUACCCAUCUGGCCAUGUUCAAAAACUAGAGGAUGCUGGGUUUGGCUUAAUAUGCAAAGCAAUUAUGAUGCUCUAAACCAGAAAUGGGAACCUUGCAGCCUCCCAAAAGCUGUUGAAUUCCAGCUCCCUUCAGCCACAACUAAUACUGCCAACAGUCAGGCCUGAAGGGAUCUUUGGUCAAAAAUAUCUGGAGGCAGGUUUCCUGUGCUUCCUUUGGAGGAAGCAAGCUUAAUAUCAGAGCACGUUCUCUGUAUAUAUGCAGGCUCACAUUCAGUCCCUGAAAUUUCCAGUUAAAAGAUCUCAGCCUGAGAAACACUGCCUGUGAUACUUGCCACCAGAAUUGAUGUUGGUGCUUUAAAUAAACAUUAGAGUUUGAUUCAGCAUAGGUUAGCUCAUUACAUUCUCUUACAUCUGCCAAGGCGGCAAUCCCCACACAUUUACUUGGGAGUAAGUCCCAUUGAUUGCAAUGAGACUUACUUCAGAGGAGACAUGGUUAGGAUGUGAGAUGUUCUGGAAUAAGAGCAUAGGAGUCACAGGUUAACGUAUGGGACUGAGCCUAAAUCUGCAGACUCUCUUCUGAAUUGGAUGUCUUACUAGAAUUAUUUAAAGACUUAUAUACCACAGCCUAGCAAAAACCGUAUUAUGCAUCCUUAAUAAAUUAUGCAAAUUAAAUUUACAUAUACUGUAUAUACUUUGCAUAAUGUAUUCUGCUUUCAAGACAGGUUUCCUUUUUUCUUUACAAGAUGGCUGUCAGAGUGCAAACAGGAAAGAAUAAUAUGAAGACUAUAGAGUAGAGCAGGGGGACGACGACUGCAGAAUAGUGCAGCUAUGGGCUUCAGGGCAUUAUUAUUUUACUUGCUUGUUUACAGAAAUCCAACCCAUGAAGGUUCCAUUGUUUUAACCUUCACCAAUCAUUGCUUGCACAUUUCUGUUAUUUCUCUGCCAGGAACUUACUUUUAAAAAGAUCAGUUUGAUUGGUUGUAGUCAGCUAGUCCAACUCAGAGUAGACCCACUGAAAUUUUUGAACCUAUAAUGCUUCAGCUGUAUGGUGUGAAUGUGACCUUAGUCGUGCCCAUAGACUUCAAUGUGUCUACUCUUGAGUAGGACUAGUAUUGCAUACCACCCGAUAUUCUCAAGAUGCCAAAUUAUGUGCUAUAUUCCAUACCUGAAUGAAGUGUUGGCAGACAUGAUAAAUAUGCAGGAUUCUGGUUUGUUAUGCUGCUGCGACAAGCUUUUGACUAAAAAAACACUGGGUCUGCUGUAUUAAUGCUCUUUUAUCAGUUUCUUACCAUUAACACAGCUGCAUUAGGACAAAACCUUUGCACAGUGAUGGGAUGAUCACACAGUGAGGCACAUGUGAAUUCACCAUAGUGGCAUUCAGAACAUGCUGCCAGAUUGAUAUAUUAUAUUGCCUUGAAACAGAAACCAGAGUUCACAAGCUUAUCAGGAAUGUUGCAACAUGACGCUUAACACCUAACACCACCUGCAAGAUGAUUAGGAUUCCCAUUGUGUGUGGUUUUCAGUUGGCCUUAUGAUACAACUCACACUGCAAACUUCUCCCUUUCUUUUCCCCUAUAUAUAGUUUUUAUAGUGAGCCUUUGCCUCUGGAAGAGCCUGUUUGCGAGCAGCAGAAAGAGACAGAGAAGUCAAAACGUGGAAAGAAAAAAUCAAAGAAAUAG
Messenger RNA from Podarcis lilfordi (Lilford's wall lizard), 53976 nucleotides. The record is from the annotation of a GenBank genome assembly. NCBI's taxonomy places the organism in Eukaryota, Metazoa, Chordata, Lepidosauria, Squamata, Lacertidae.